CUUACAUUCAUUUCUAUUUAUAUCACGCCCAACAAUGCCUAGUAAAAAUGCUUCUGGUUUCUUUAUAAAUGUAUAACAGGUUGAGCGUUUUCAGGUUGCUUCCCGCGGCGACACGGAAGUACUGGAAAGGGUUACUUCCGGGUUUCGCCGCAUGCGCAGACGCACAAAAUGACGUCAUGCGCAGAAUCGCGACACGUGCAGACGCGGGUUGCGUUCUGCUCAUGUUGCGAAUGGGCCUCCAGAACGGAUCUCGUUCGCAACCAGAGGUACCACUGUAUAACCUUUGACAACAGUCAUAGAAACCUCGCGUCGUAGGCGGUUCCAAACUUCAGAGGGGGGCUGGGGCUUGCACCUAUAGCUGGAAGCAGGAGGGACCCCCAAGCUGGUGAGCCUGGCGAUUGGGACCCCUGCAUGGGAUGAUGGCUGUGUGGGAGUGUUGGGAGAGGGCAGGAGACAAGUUUGUCAUGCACCCAUGGCCAUCAAUACCACAGCUGCAACGUCAAGGGACGACUCCUGUGAACGAUAGACUUCUCUGCAAGCAGCCUCUGGGAAUUCUGUGUCUCCACGUUUAUUUGUCGACAGAGAAAUCAAGAGGGGCUGCCCCACUGAAUUUCUUCGGGGGGGGAGAAAUUCUCCCAUCAGUUUUUCGCAGGCGGGGAUCGCCGUUAGUGGUGGCAGUUUGCGCAGCUUAUAUCUCUCUCCGCCCCCCACACUAAGCAUUUUUUUGUGGAGGGAGAUGUUGUUUCAAUUUUAGAGAAACGGUGCAUUGUUAGGAACAAAACUCACCUGUCAGGUGGCGGUAAGGGACCUGGCAACCCCGAAUGCUUGGCCAAGGCCGGCCAAAAUUUGUGGGCCCUGGAUCACGUGGGUAGGACUGGACUCUUGAUUGGACGGGAUUGGACUAGAUCCCUUCCCACUCUGCAAUUCUAUGAUUCUAAGAAUCUGCAAAGUCAGAACGUGUUUCUAAGUGGGAAAGGUCUGUCCCUCCAUCCUCACCAUCUUCUGCCACAAAUUACCCAGAAGCUUUCAGGGUAUCUCGUCACUCAAGCCAAUGUUAGUGGUAAUCUUGAGUAGCAGUGGCGUAGCGUGGGUUGUCAGCACCCGGGGCAAGGCAAGUAAUUUGCGCCUCCUAACCCGUGGAGCCAGGUAGGGGCAGAGAGCUGCGAGUGCGAGCGCGCCCCCCCCAGAUGUUGCGCCCGGUGUGGCCGGCCCCCCCUGCACCCCCCACGCUACGCCACUGUUGAGUAGAUUCAUUGAGGUUAAUGGGCAUGAUGACUUAAGUUAGGACCAUUCAUUUUGGUGGGUUUGCUCCAAGUAUAUCUGGAGAUAAUCUUUUGCUCCGAGGGCCAGGUGAUGUGAAAGAGAGCAGGGGGAGGGAAAUGUAGAUUGAUUACUGAAAGGUCUUCUUCCUCGCCACAGGAAGGCUGUGCUUCGUGAUGAUGAAUUAGGGCUCAGAGAAUCCUUUCUCUGAGCAAUGGAGACAAGAGGGUCUGUGAUCUUCAGCAUGACUGAGACUCAGCGCCUCUCCUUGGACGAAAAUACAGACCUAGCCAAUGGGGAUGCUGAACAGUUUGAUUCAGGUGGGCUUUUUGUUUUUGGCUAAGCUUUAUGAAGGGACGCGGGUGGCGCUGUGGGUUAAACCACAGAGCCUAGGACUUGCCGAUCAGAAGGUCGGCGGUUCGAAUCCCUGCGACGGGGUGAGCUCCCGUUGCUCGGUCCCUGCUCCUGCCAACCUAGCAGUUCGAAAGCACAUCAAAGUGCAAGUAGAUAAAUAGGUACCACUCCGGCGGGAAGGUAAACGGCGUUUCCGUGCGCUGCUCUGGUUCGCCAGAAGCGGCUUAGUCAUGCUGGCCACAUGACCCGGAAGCUGUAGGCCGGCUUCCUCGGCCAAUAAAGCGAGAUGAGCGCCGCAACCCCAGAGUCGGUCACGACUGGACCUAAUGGUCAGGGGUCCCUUUACCUUUACCUUUAAGCUUUACGAGCCGGUGUACUGCAGCAGUUAAGAUAAUAAUAAUAAUAAUAAUAAUAAUAAUAAUAAUAACAAUAAUAAUUUUAUCUAUACCCCGUCCUCCCAAGCCAAGACCAGGCCCAGGGUGGCUAACACCAGAUAUAAAAACAAUCGAUUAAAAUACAACUUAAAAACAAGAUUAAAGUACAACAUUAAAACGCAACCUCAUUUCAGUAGAAGCUCAAAUCAAAAACUUUUUGGGGAUGAAAACAUCAAAACUUCACCAAGGCCAAAUAUCCAGACUGGUCCUACAUGGGCCAAAGAAAAGCCAGCCAGCAAGUGUUUGAAGGAGCCAUGCGUGGCUAGAUUCAAGUCCCUACUCAGCUGUGAAGGUCGCUGGGCAACCUUGAGCCAAUCCCGAACUCUUGGCCUAGCCUACCUCACAGGGAUGUUGUGAUUAGUGACAGACUAGGGAGAACAGUAACACACUGCCCUGAGCAAUCGGAAAAGAGCUGGGAUAUAAAUAAAUACAGCUAAUUCACAGGGAUGGAGAAAUCUGUUCAUUUUGGUUGCUCUCCAUUUCCCAAUUUUAUAUUCGCUUCCCUGCAUCAGUUUGCAAUUAUUAUUAUUAUUAUUAUUAUUAUUAUUAUUAUUAGUUCUCACCAAAUGUUAAGGAAAGUGGGGUAUGUGAAGUUGCUCAUCAGUGCUCAGCUCCUGGCCAGCAGGCCCACAUGGUCACUGCUUUCCCCAAUCACCUGGUGAGACAUAGUGCAUUUUGAAAGUACUUCUCGCAGCGCAUUGUUAAACUAUGGAACUCCCUCCCACUGGCCGCAGGGAUGGUCACCAGCAUAAAGGUAAAGGGAACCCUGACCAUUAGGUCCAGUUAUGGCCGACUCUGGGGUUGCGGCGCUCAUCUCGCUUUACUGGCCGAGGAAGCCGGCCUACAGCUUCCGGGUCAUGUGGCCAGCAUGACUAAGCCGCUUCUGGCUAACCAGAGCAGCGCACGGAAACACCAUUUACCUUCCCGCCGGAGUGGUACCUAUUUAUCUACUUGCACUUUGGCGUGCUUUUGAACUGCUAGGUGGGCAGGAGCAGAGACUGAGCAACGGGAGCUCACCCCGUUGUGGGGAUUCGAACCACCGACCUUUUGAUCGGCAAGUCCUAGGCUCUGUGGUUUAACCCACAGCGCCACCCGCGUCCCUGGUCACCAGCAUAGAUGGCUUUAAAAGAGGGUUAGACAAAUUCAUGGAGGAGAGGACCGUCUCAGGCUGCUAGGGUGCUCUGCCUCCACACUUCUGAAUACCAGUCACUGGAAGCCUUGUGUUCGAAUCCUGCUUGCGGGUUUCCCACAGGCAUCUGGUUGGCCACUGUGAGAACAGGGUGCUGGACUAGAUGGGUCAUUGGCCUGAUCCAGCAGACGCUUCUUAUGCUCUUAUAUUGAUUUAAAUUGUAAAUUUAUUUAUUUUUUAGAAAAUUGAAUCUAUACAUGUACAGCCAUACCUCGGGUUGAAGUAGCUGCAAGUUACCGUAUUUUUCGCCCUAUAGGGCGCACCGGCCCAUAGGGCGCACCUAGUUUUUUUGGGGGGGAAAUAAAGAAAAAAAAUAUUAUUUCCCCCCCAAGGGCUCCCAAGGCUUGCGGAUAGCUUCCUGAAGCCUGCAUUUGCCCCAUAGGACGCAUACACAUUUCACCUUCAUUUCUGGAGGGGAAAAAGUGCGUCCUAUAGGGCGAAAAAUACGGUAAGUAUUUUCGGGUUGCGCUCUGUGGCAACCUGGGAGUAACGGAGCGCGUUAUUUCCGGGUUUCGCCUCUCGCGCAUGCUCAGACGCUCAAAAUGAUGUCACGCGCAUGCACAGAAGUGGCGAAACGCGACCUGCGCACAUGUUAUGUUUACUUCACGAUGCGAAUGGGGCUCCGGAAUGGAUCCCGUUCGUAUCUAGAGGUACCACUGUACAUUAGCACACACAAAAUUUAUGCAGAUGUUUCAUGCCUUUCUCCUUUCUUUCCUGUGGCGAUACAUUCCCUCUUUUUUUGAUGAUGUAGAAAAGGCUAGCCUAACAGAAGCCCACCUUUUCGUGGAGCAGACAGAGUUGACUAAGUACCAGCUGAUAAACAGCUAAAGUUGUGCCACUAAACGUAUUAGAGAAGCAAGGAAAGUGAUUGAAAGGCAACUAAGCAAAGCUAUUCAAAUCUGCUUCUAAUGAGCCUAUUCGCUCAUUCUUCAUUUUCUCACAUAACCUGUACAACACAAGACCUCCUUGCUGGCUUGAACACAUAACAUACGUGUUUUUGUUUUAUAUUAAGCAGAUGAAAGUUCAAAUUCCGAAGACGUUGAUUUCAACUGGGAUGAAUACUUGGAAGAGACAGGAUCUUGCGCUGCCCCUCACACUUCGUUUAAGCACGUAGGUAUUUUUUGCCUGGAGUUUCUAGUCCUCAUUAUCAAUGAUGAAACCUUGCAAACAGUGUUAGAAACUCAGAUAUCUCAGCCGGGUGCCAAAUGGCUCCUUACACCAAGUAAACCUGGUUUACUGUCUAGGUGCCAUUUUGGGGCCAGACGGCUGUAAAGUCCUAUUUGUCAGAACAACUUUUUGGUUUCCGAAAUUUGUUCCGAUUGUGCAGAUAAAAUAUAACAGACAGAAUUCUACAGGACGUGUUGUUAGUGUGUGAAAACAGGCAAGGCCCAAGGAUCCCCAGCUGGUGGGAGUGUCAGGUGCCAUCCUGGCACCCAGGCAUCUUCACUUGGUCACAAGUUGUCAACAGCCAGGGGCAAAAUGUGCCUGGCGAAUUCUGAAUACAGAGCUGUAUCCCUUCUGCAAGAGGAAGAAUCUAGUCCUCAUGGUUUCCCACAAAAGUCUGGCUUAAAUAGGAACAGACUCAGGCCAUUGGGGCAUCUAGUUCAGUACUGUCUACACCAGGGACAGUGCUCCCAUCAUCCCUGACGACGGGGCAUGUGGCACUGGCUGACAGUAGCUCCCUGCGGGGUUUGGGCCAGGACAUAAUGUAAUUAACAACCAACAGCGGAGAAGUUUCGGAAACGUGCUGUGCUGGUUUGUGUGAACAAGGAGGGGGUGUGUGGCAAGAUUUUGGCAACGCUGCUGGAGCUGGAAUAUUUAAUUGAUUAAAGGAAGGCACCCCCUAUAGCCUCUUGGAAGAAGGAGGGGGAUCCUAGAUUGACAGGCAAAACACACAAAGUUUAUGGGCUGUAUCCAACUUUAGCCACACAAAUAUUUACGCAAAUAUAUGCAGGUUUCACUGCUCAUCAUGUCGAUGGUCAUUCGAGGGCCAUGGAGCCCAGUUCUAGGCAGGUUUACUCAGAAGUACAAAAGUGUUUCUCUCGCAGCAACAGACCCAUAGAAUUGUGGAGUCGGAAGAGACAUGACAGGGUUAGAAACUUGGGUAUAUAAGGUAGGCGACAAAUGGCAACUUGAAUCCAGGUUGCAGUUGCUGCAAUGGAAUAUCUAUUCCCCAGAGGGGUUGGACUAAAUGACCCUCAGAGUCCCUUCCAAUGCUACAAUUCUAUGAGCUCAACUACAUUGCUUGAUUGUAGCUUCCUCUUACAAAAUUCACUUGUCCCAGUGUGCAAGAAAGAGGAAUGCGCACGGUGGAAAUGGAAAUUACUAUGGAGUAAGUCUCUACAUGGAGUAAUUCUCUACAUGGGCACAAUUGGAUCCACACCAGUAGCAAAACGCGCCUGGCUAAUUUUGAGCACUGCCUGAGGAUCAUCUCGUCCAACCCCCUGCGCAAACCCCCCUAGUAAACCAGUCGCCAGAACAGAAUGUCUGGUUGCCAUUUGAGGGCAAGACAGCUUCAAAGUCUUACUUUUCAGAUGACUGGGAUUGAUUCUCAGUUAAACAUCUGGCAAGUUCAGAUGAUGACCUUGAGCUCGGUUGAGAACUUUGAGAACCUAAAGAAGAGAAGUCACUUGAUCCAGGGACAGUUCACAUGUCCACCGACCUAUUUCACCCUCUUUUUCUUAAUGGUGACUGCUCCUGCUCCAGAAAUUCUGAUUGUUCCCAUAAAAUAUAACGGAUAGAUUUCUACAGGAUGGGAUAUUAGAAACACUCCAGAUCCAAUGAUCCCCAGAUGGUGGAGAUGUCAGGCAAUAUCCUGGUGCUCAGGCAUCUUCUCUUGGUCGCAGGUGGUCGAAAACCAGGGGCAAAAUGCGCCUGGCGCUUGGCUAAUUUCGAACACUGCUUGAAAACAUGGUGCCUAGUUAGACACUGGAAUCUGCUCCCAUGAGAGAGAGCGAAUGGCUUUCCAGUGUGUUAGACAAAUUCACAGAGGAUAAGGCUGUGUUCUAGCACCUGUGUCAGAGGCAGUGCUCCUGAGAGUGCUGUUGCUCUCAGGUCUUGCUUGUGGGAAGCCCACAGGCCUAUGGUUAACCACUGUGAGAAGGGAUGUGGAUGGCGCUGUCGUCUAAACCACUGAGCUUCUUGGGCUUGCCGAUCGGAAGGUUGGCGGUUCGAAUCCCCGCGACGGGGUGAGCUCCUGUUGCUCUGUCCCAGCUCCUGCCAUCCUAGCAGUUCAAAAGCACGCCAGUGCAAGUGGAUAAAUAGAUGUACCACUGCAGUGAAAAGGAAAACAGCGUCAGACAGUACUAGGUCUAGAAACAUUUAGACCUGCACAUUUGUAAAGGCUGUUUUAAUAAUAAUAAUAAUAAUAAUAAUAAUAAUAAUAAUAAUAAUAAUAAUAAUAAAUUUUAUUUAUACCCUGCCCUCCCUGGCCAGAGCUGGGCUCAGGGCGGCUAACACCAGUAAAAUUACAAUAGAAACAUAAUAGGGGGGAAAACAAAACAAAAACCCAAUUUAAAAUACAGGUUAAAAUGCAAUUUAAAAAGCAGCCUCAUUUUAAAAGUAGCCCAUACAGUGAUACCUCGGGUUAAGUACUUAAUUCGUUCCGGAGGUCCAUUCUUAACCUGAAACUGUUCUUAACCUGAAGCACCACUUUAGCUAAUGGGGCCUCCCGCUGCUGCCGUGCCGCCGGAGCACGAUUUCUGUUCUCAUCCUGAUGCAAAGUUCUUAACCCGAGGUAAUAUUUCUGGGUUAGCGGAGUCUGUAACCUGAAGCGUCUGUAACCUGAGGUACCACUGUAAAUCAAAACCGUAAGGGGAGGGAAGACAUAAGGCUCAGACUGAGUUUGAACCAAAGGCCAGGCGGAACAGCUCUGUCUUGCAGGCCCUGCGGAAAGAUGUCAAGUCCCGCAGGACCCUAGUCUCUUGUGACAGAGCGUUCCACCAAGUCGGGGCCAGUACUGAAAAGGCCCUGGCUCUAGUUGAGACCAAUCUAACCACCUUGCGACUUGGGACCUCCAAGGUGUUGUCAUUUGUGGACCUUAAGGUCCUCCGUGGGGCAUACCAGGCGGUCCCAUAGGUACAAGGGUCCUGGGCCGCAUAGGGCUUUGAAGGUCAAAACCAGCACCUUAAACCUGACCCUGUACUCCACCAGGAGCCAGUGCAGUUGGUAAAGCACUGGAUGAAUGUGAUCCCGCGGCGAUGACCCCGUAAGGAGCCUCUCCACGGCAUUCUGCUCCUGCUGGAGUUCUAGAGGAAUUGUAUCUUGCUUCCUUCUUUUUCCUUAAGCCAAAGCAACCCUGUUUCUUUCUCCUUUUGGGGAAGGUGGAAGUCAGCCUGCAGAGCAGUUUCCAACCCGGCAUGAAGCUAGAGGUGGCCAACAAACACAACCCAGAGACCUACUGGGUGGCAACCAUCAUCACCACAUGCGGACAGCUCUUGCUGCUGCGUUACUGCGGCUAUGAAGACGACCGCAGAGCUGAUUUCUGGUGUGACGUGAUGACAGCCGAUCUCCACCCUGUGGGUUGGUGCACCCAGAACAACAAAGUUCUGAUGCCUCCCAAUGGUAAGUAAGUCUGGCAUCUUGAUACGGCGAUGUUGGCCAACAUCUUCUGCUUAGUAUUCUAGGGAUGAUGAUGAUGAUGAUAAUGAUAAUGAUAAUAAUAAUAUGUACACACACAAUAAUAAUUUAAUAUUGUGCCCGCAAAUUUUGAUCACUGGCAGGCUACGUCGGGCUGAAACGAUCUGCCACCGCAAAAAUAACUUCAGUGUAGAAGGGCCAUAGCUCAGGAUUGCUGUAGGGGUGGAGGAGAAAUUUGAUUAAUUCAUUCAUUUAUUGAAUUUAUAUACCACCCUAUACCCAGAGGUACAGUGGUACCUCAGGUUAAGUACUUAAUUUGUUCUGGAGGUCCGUUCUUAACCUGAAACUGUUCUUAACCUGAAGCACCACUUUAGCUAAUGGGGCCUCCUGCUGCCGCCACGCCGCCGGAGCACGAUUUCUGUUCUUAUCCUGAAGCAAAGCUCUUAACCUGAAGCACUAUUUCUGGGUUAGCGGAGUCUGUAACCUGAAGUGUAUGUAACCCGAGGUACCACUGUAUAUACCACCCUAUACCCAGAGGGAUGCGGAUGGCGCUGUUGUCUAAAGUACAGAGCGUAGGGUUUGCUGAUCAGAAGGUCAGCGGUUUGAAUCCCCACGACGGGGUGAGCUCCCGUUGCUCGGUCCCUGCUCCUGCCAACCUAGCAGUUCGAAAGCACGUCAAAGUGCAAGUAGAUAAAUAGGUACCGCUCCAGAGGGAAGGUAAACGGCGUUUCUGUGCGCUGCUCUGGUUCUCCAGAAGCGGGUUAGUCAUCCUGGUCACAUGACCCGGAAGCUGUACGCCGACUCCCUUGGCCAUGAAGCGAGAUGAGCGCCGCAACCCCAGAGUCGGCCACGGCUGGACCUAACAGUCAGGGGUCCCUUUACCUUUUAUACCCAGAAGUCUCAGGGCAAUUCACAAAAAAGAUCACAAUAUAUAAAAUCAAAAUAAAAACAAUAACCCAAUAACGUCUGUCCCCUCUAAAGAGCCACAUUUUAAAGGGUAUAGGGUGUUGAUCAGGUCAACCAAAGGCCUGGUUAAAAAGGAACGUUUUUGCCUAGCAUCUAAAGGUGUAUAAUGAAGGCGCCAGGUGAACUUCCCUGGGGAGAGCAUUCCACAGACGGGGAGCCACUGCAGAGAAGGCCCCGUUCCUGUGUUGCUGCCCUCCAGACCUUUUGAGGAGGAGGCACACAAAGAAGGGCCUCAGAUGACAAUCUCAGGCUCUGGGUAGGUUCAUAUGCAAAGAGGCGGUCCUUGAGGUAUUGCGGUCCUGAGUUGUUUAAGGCUUUAUAGGUCAAAACCAGCACUUUGAAUUGGACCGGAAACUAAUCAGUAGCCAGUGCAGUCGGCGGCUCUAUCAAUUUUGCACUUUCAGAAACUAUAUGUCAACCCAAACGCAGUUGUCCUUCAAAAUUAAGCUUAGCCGAAUUCUGUGAUCCGUUUCUCCAGCCAAAUAAUGUUUACCCCCUCCAAAAUAAAAAAUGGCAAUGUUUUAAAAACUGUUUUAUUAUGGUUGUGUUUGCCUCCCUGCCCUCCUUUGGGAGGAAAGACGGGAUGGAAAUUGAAUGAAUAAAUAAAGAUAAAUAGCUGUGCAUGUAGCAAACUUUUGCCAGCACCUGUGCAUGAGCUCUCAGGUCAACUUCUGUCCUCUUUUCCUGAACCUUAUCUCAUGCGAGCACAUACGGACAUACUGAAAAAAAGAAAACGAAUUUGAAAAUUGAGCUAGCCGUGAAUCCAGGAAAUUCACAUGGAGACAGUAUGUGUGAGCGUGUGCAUUAGCCGUCACCCCCUUCCCCAACUCUGCUUUUUGCAGUGUGGUUUGUAAUUCAUUUUUGGCAAGGAGAGGAGAAGGGAUUCGCAGAGGCAAGUGAAUCAUGAUCUGCUUGGGUCAAAAGGGAAGAGUUUUUAUUGAGUGCUGUAAUGACUGGUUUGCAGCUGGAGGGUUCACAGAGAUGCUGAAUUGUGCCUAGUUUAUGUUGAUGUGAUGCGUUGCCCGACACCAUAUGACACAUUUGCUAAAUAACCUCAGAGUACCGUCUAUCAUGGGAUGCGGGUGACACUGUGGUCUAAACCACAGAGCCUAGGGCUUGCCAAUCAGAAGGUCGGUGGUUCGAAUCCCCACGACAGGGUGAGCUCCCGUUGCUCCUGCCAACCUAGCAGUUCAAAAGCAUGUCAAAGUGCAAGUAGAUAAAUACCAUAUUUUUCGCUCUAUAGGACGCACUUUUCCCCCUCCAAAAAUUAAGGGGAAAUGUGUGUGCGUCCCAUGGAGCGAAUGCAGGCUCCUUGGCUUCAGCGAUAGCAACGCAAAGCCUCCGAAGCCUGCGCUCCAGAGGCUUUGCGUUGCUUUCUCUUAAGCCAGGAGAGUCUGCUCUUUGAGGCUGGCGGUGGGGGAAAGCAGUGCUUCCCCCCAGCGCCAGCCCCACAAGCUCUGGGGGCAGCGGGAAGGCGCACAACGCCUUAGUGCUGCUCCCCAAUCCGGUUUUGAGGCUGGCGGUGGAGGAAAGCAGCGCUUCACUCCUCCGCCAGCCCCACAAGCUCGGGGUGGCAGCAGGAAGGCGCGCGACACCUUAGCGCUGCUCCCCGACCCGGUUUUGAGGCUGGCGGUGGGGGAAAGCAGCGCUUCCCCCCACCGCCAGCCCCACAAGCUGGGUCGAAAACCCCGCAGGAGCCGCGCGCUCUUUAAAGGGUGUGCGGCCGCUGUGGGCUUUUGCGGGAGAUGGGGGAAUUCCCAUCCCGGUCGAAAAGCACACAAAAGCGGUCUUUAAAGGGUGCACGGCUUCUGCUGGCUUUUCUACGAGGUGGGGGAAUUCCCCCACCUCGUAGAAAAGCCCGCAGGAGCCACGCACCCUUUAAAGAGCGCGCCACCUUUGGGGGCUUUUCCCCGAGGAGGGACAAGGGACUGACUGGCCGCGUCAGUCCUUUCUCCCUCCUUGUAGAAAAGCCUGCAGGAGUCGCGCGGGGCUCCUGUGGGCUUUUGCGGGAGAUGGGGGAAUUCCCCCACCUCCCGCAAAAGCAGGGAGAAGGUCUGGGAGAAGCGCACAGGCUGUGUGCAGCCUGUCCGCUGCUCCCAGAGCUGCGGGGGGGUUCAUAUUUUUUUCCUUGAUUUCCCCCUCUGAAAACUAGGUGCGCCCUAUGGUCUGGUGCGCCCUAUAGAGCGAAAAAUACGGUAGGUACCGCUCUGGCGGGAAGGUAAACGGCGUUUCCGUGCGCUGCUCUGGUUCUCCAGAAGCGGCUUAGUCAUGUUGGUCACAAGACCCGGAAGCUGUACGCCGGCUCCCUCGACCAAUAAAGUGAGAUGAGCGCUGCAACCCCAGAGUCGGCCAUGGCUGGACCUAUCAUAGCCUCCUGCAGCUUAGAUCUUUUGGACUCCCAUCAGGUGUUUUGGCUGGGGUUGAUGGGAGUUGGAGUCCGAAACCCAGGUGCUGGAGAGGAAGCGGAAAGGUCCAAGGUCCAAUUCCUGGCAUUUUCAGAUAGGGCCGGGAAUGCGGUCUCCUACCGCUCCCCCCUCUGUAGAAUCUCUGGCAGCCACUGUGGACCACUCUAUUCUGUCUUGGUCAGGCCCCACCUGGAAUACUGUGUCCAGUUCUGAGCGUCACAAUUUAAGAAGGCUGUUAGCCUGCAAAAUAAGCAUGUUUUUCCUCCGUAUAUUUUAUAGCAAAGCAUAAUGACAGCUGCCAAAUAAUGCAAAACGAAAGCAGAAGAACUAAAGAUGUAGGAAGUAAUCUCCACACCCAAAUCAAACCUAAUGAAUUAAUACCAGCAGGUUCCAAGUAACACAGAUGGCUUUACAUUAUCCUGUACCUUAUUACUCUAGUACACUGGGGGGAAAAAUCUCAAUUUCUCAAUGAGGCAUGUCCCAUAUGGGGAUCAAACGUGCAACCUUGGCAUUAUCAGCAGCAUGCUCUAACCAUCUGAGCUAUCCAGGCUGUCACAUUUCAGGUGGUUGGCUGUGCCCACUUGUCAAGGAAGCCUGGGGUGGGUAGGCCAGUUCUGGUUCCAUCCCUCUGACCAGACCCGGUUCCCUAUCCCUGCACUAGAACACUAUUCUUGGCUUGUCAACAGUGUGGUGUAGUGGUUAGAGUGUUGGAUUCUGACCAGGGAUUCCAGGGUUCAAAUCCUCAGCCAUGAAGCUCUCUGGACCAGCCAUAGUCUCCGUCCAACCUGCCCCACGGUUGUGGGGAAGACAACAUGGGGUGGGGAGGAAUCAUGUCAGUUGGUGAGAGCGUGGUGCUGAUAACGUCAAGAUUGCAGGUUCAAUUCUUGUAUGAGACAGCUACAUAUUCCUGCAUUGCAGGGGGUUGGACUAGAAGUUCCCAAACCUGGGUCUCCAACUAUUUUUGGACUACAGUUCCCAUCAUCCCUGCCCACUGGUCUUGCUAGCUACGGAUGAUGGGAGUUGUAGUCCAAAAACAGCCGAGGAGCCAAGUUUGGGAAAUCUUGGAUUAGAUGAUCUUCAGAAUCCCAACUCUACAGUUCUACGUCCACCAGUUUGAGCCCCUUGGAAGAAACAUAGGAUAUGAACGACAUGAUAAAUAAAUUCCCAUCAUAGGUGGCAAAUGCCCAAGACGUUUUGCUCCUCUGGGCAAAGGACUAAAUCCGACUGGAAUGAAAAGCUGCCUCACUUUGCCCAGUGAUAGAGCCAGCCCUGGGCAUGGGCUUGCCAUAGCGUACAAGCUUCUUGGUAAACAACCAGAGGAACAUAGGAAACUUCCUUCUACCAGUUAAGACCAUUGGUCUGUCUACCUCAGUAUCGGCAACUCUGACCAUAGCUGUCACAGUCCCUUAUCCCAGCGCCAUGUCCCACUGCUGUCCCUUAUUGAUGGAUGUCCCUUAAAUUUCCCGGGUUUCAAAGGAAGCAGCUCCUCUCCCUCCCUCCCUGCCGGCCAGGGAGACUCCAACUGUGUUGCUUGGCUGCCCGGCCCGUCCCCCUCCGGCCUCCUCUCACCAGCCUCGGCCCCCGGGAACCCCUCACCGCCGGGACUGGUGGGAGCCUUGGGCCCUUCCGCCACCAUCCUCCUCGCAGCCGCCGAACUGAGCAUCUCUGCCUGGGGCCUCCCCUUUGCCCUACGCUGCUGCGCUCGCUAGGACGUACUGCGGCUGCGCCGCCGAAGGACCUGAAUGAGAUGGGCAGCCUGGCAUGGUCUAUGAAUUGAUGAGGAGCCUUGAGAGGAGAGCAAGGGCAACCAUAGAGAAAGCAGUUCAGAGAGAGGAGGAAGAGGAGGAGGAGGAGGUGCGGGCAGGUGUUCCAAGGGCUACAAGGGAAGGACUGCAAGUGCUUCUCCCAUAGAUUUGUAGUGGUGGACUAGCAUAGAUGGUCUGAUCUGCUGGUUUACUUCGGGUGCUAUUUCCCCACCCCCCACCCCACCUGAUGGAACUGAGAGCUGCAGAUGGAGCACGAGAGAAAAGAUACAGAACUGCAGCAGCAUCUUCGUAGCUUGGACUUCGUUUUGCGCGAAAAGUGGUUGCUGCUUGUAAUUAUUUAAUUGCAGUGUUUCAUCGGCUGGUGUCUUGAGCAGCAACCUCUGGAAACGAAGGGCUAAAAACCGGCGCUGCUCUCCAAAAUUAUCUGGUCCCUUUUAACUGGUUGACUAAAAUCCCUUAUUUUGGCUGCUGGUCCCUUAUUUUCAAAUCUGUAAGUUGACAGCUAUGACUCUGACUGGCAGUGGCUCUCCAAGAUUUCAGACGGGGAGUUUUUCCCAGUCCUACCUAGAGAUGGCGGGGAUUGAAUUGGGGGCGUUCUGCAUGCAAGGCAGACGUCCUGUCGCUGAGCUCUGGCCCCCAGCCCUGCUUCAUCAAAAGAAAUUUGACUGCCCUUUGCAACAACUUCCAAAUAAUUUGCGAGCAAAGCAAGCAAGAAGUGGUGUGAAAUGCCCGGACUUCAUCCAAACAGCAGGUGCCAAAUGAACGGCAUGUAACGACUUCUAAGUAAUAUUGUGGCUGCAGCCAAAUACCGAGUGGAAAUUUAUGGAAGAUUUAAUGAAUGAAUAUUUUGCGCCCGUUCAGUUCUUCUCGGGUAGUAAAUGAUUUAGCAGUGUACAAAGGAGCCACCUUCAGGGUUUGUUUAGGUUUUUAAAUUGAACUAAUUUAAUCAACUUCUUCAGUCAGGCUUGAUAUUGGAUUCUUUCUGCAUGCUGUACUGUAUUUAAAGAUUGUUGGGGACUCUCCGCCCCCUUCUCCUCUUUCAGAUUAAAUAAUAAUAAUAUGGAUUUAUUUUCAUUUAUUUUUUGGUUAGAAAACUUGGAAGAAUUUGUUUCUCUAAUUGUUUUUCCAUAAGCUAAGUUGGAGUUCCAUGGAGUAUGGAGCUAAGUUCCAUAAGCUGAUUUUGGAGAUCAGUUGCUGGUUUUUUAAAAAAAUUGGGGGGGGAUGAGCUGAAUCUGCUGAGGAUAUUGAUUAGAUCAUGUUGACUAAAAGACAACAACAGCCUUUUUACAUUGGGGGGGAGCGGCAUAUAAAUCAAAAUAAUGAUGAUGGGGAAAUAAAAAGAUCUUGGUGCCCAAGAGAUAUUGGGGUUUGUGCUGAGCUAGCUUCUUGGAGGGAAUAUUCCAAAAAGCGGUGUCACCACUGAAAAGUCCCUGCCUCAUCAUUGCAGAGCUGAGAUGGGGAAUCUGCACUCUCUGGGUGGGAGCCUAGUGGUGACUGGUGCCCUUUUAAGGUAGGGUAGAAAGGGCUCCAUGAUCACGGCAGAUGGUGACAGUUGUCAUGAAAUUAAAAGACGCCUGCUUCUUGGGAGAAAAGCAAUGACAAACAUAGACAGCAUCUUAAAAAGCAGAGACAUCACCUUGCCAACAAAGGUCCGUAUAGUUAAAGCUAUGGUUUUCCCAGUAGUGAUGUAUGGAAGUGAGAGCUGGACCAUAAAGAAGGCUGAUUGCCAAAGAAUUGAUGCUUUUGAAUUGUGGUGCUGGAGGAGGCUCUUGAGAGUUCCAUGCUGCAAGAAGAUCAAACCUCUCCAUUCUGAAGGAAAUCAGCCCUGAGUGCUCACUGGAAGGACAAAUCGUGAAGCUGAGGCUCCAAUACUUUGGCCACCUCAUGAGAAGAGAAGACUCCCUGGAAAAGACCCUGAUGUUGGGAAAGAUGGAGGGCAUAAGGAGAAGGGGACGACAGAGGACGAGAUGGUUGGACAGUGUUCUCAAAGCUACCAGCAUGAGUUUGAGCAAACUGCGGGAGGCAGUGGAAGACAGGAGUGCCUGGCGUGCUCUGGUCCAUGGGGUCACGAAGAGUCGGACCCGACUAAACAACAACAACAACAACAACAACAACAACAUAAGUUUGUUUAGUGUUCUGCUUUGUGUUUGUAAAUAUUGCAUUUAUCAAUAAAAGUUAAAAAAAGAGUCGGACACGACUAAACGACUAAACAACAAUGCCGUCCUAACCAUGCUGCAAACUUUGCCCACCAAUUUUGGUUUAGGAUCUGUUCCCUCCAUUGGCUACUGAUGCGACGCUUCCUGUGGGUAAGCAACAACCCUUUCCCCACCGCAAGUGUGGUAGACUAUACUGAGCUACAGGGGCCAUUGGUUUGACUCUGUAUUUGACAGCUUCCUGCGCAGGCCUGAAGUCGCUUAAUGAACACGUUUGGCAGUCCCUUGGAGCACUGCGUGCGCCAAUCUCCUCCCCGUGAAAAACCUCCUUUAUUUUUUGAAACGGCAUCCUCGUGGCAGGCUACAGAUGGACGGUGCCUGUCGUAAAAAAUAAGGAGGCUCAGAUUUAUGGGACGCUCGGAAUGAAUAACCGCCGCUCUGGGAGGCAGUGAAACCGUUUUAAUGAAAUGACCCUGCGCUAUAUGAAAAUAUCCACUCGCCAACACCGCCUUUAUGACAGCUGGGAAGUUGAUUUUGGGAGGAAACAAAGGGAGAUGAAGAGGAUUUAUUGUGCUAUCACCCUGCGUGGUGCAACAUACAUAUCAAUUAUAUGAGGGGAGACGGGGGAUUAUUUAAUAGGCGUAAAUAAAUGCAUGAGGAGAGGAAAUAAAGGUCUCUGCCUCAAACUGCUUACAAUCUUAAGCUUGAAAGAAGUAUAGAGGACAUGGCAACAGGGAGUCGAAGACUGAUGGACCCACAUCAGAUAUCUAGGGAGGGGGUAUCACCCCCCAAAUACCUUAACUUGUAACUAUUUAGGGCCUGGAAGCACCAAUAAAUCUUUGGCCGUGUGCUCUCCCAAGCCCACAUUCCCAACAUGUUUGCACUUCUGUCUCAGCGACGUCUACGCUGGCUUGGUUCUAAACCACUGAGCCUCUUGGGCUUGCCGAUCAGAAGGUCGGCGGUUCGAAUCCCCACGACGGGGUGAACUCCCGCUGCUGUGUCCCUGCUCCUGCCAACCUAGCAGUUCGAAAGCACAUCAAAGUGCAAGUAGAUAAAUAGGUACCGCUCUGGUGGGAAGGUAAACAGCAUUUCCGUGCACUGCUCUGGUUUCAGAGUUCUGUUGCGCCAGAAGCGGUUUAGUCCUGCUGGCCACAUGACCCGGAAAGCUGUCUGUGGACAAACGCCGUCUCCCUCGGCCUGAAAGCGAGAUGAGCGCCGCAACCCCAUAGUCGCCUUGGAUUGGACUUAACUGUCCAGGGGUCCUUUAACCUAUCCACAGAAUGGGAGAUGGCACGAUCCCCAAGGAGCUGGCUUCAGGCACCAGUCUUGUUGGCAGACCAAGUCUGUGGCACAAAGGGGUCUGCAAGCGUGACGCCUGACUUCACAUGCAGACAAAGAUCUUAACUCACUGAGGGUUUGAGACCCAUUGGCUCCCCUCACCUGGUUUAGCCGGCCAGUCAACGCCAUUCCUGGGGUGCAGCUGCAGUUGCAUGCUAACAGCUUCUAGGAGCCACAGGUGAGAGCUGAGUGCAAGGUAGAGGCCAAAGGUGGACAAAUGACCCCAGAAUAAGCAAGACAUGCCCCUCCCCCCACAAUCCAUACACCCCAGGGCAGCUGUUGGGAAUGAUCAUUUCAUACCCAUGCUCUGGUUAUCUCCCGCUUGGACUACUGCAAUGCGCUCUACGUGGGGCUACCUUCGAAGGUGACCCGGAAACUACAACUAAUCCAGAAUGCGGCAGCCAGACUGGGGACUGGGAGCGGCUGCCGAGACCACAUAACACCGGUCCUGAAAGACCUACAUUGGCUCCCAGUAGGUUUCCGAGCACAAUUCAAAGUGUUGGUGCUAACCUUUAAAGCCCUAAACAGCCUCGGUCCAGUAUAUCUGAAGGAGCGUCUCCACCCCCAUCGUUCUGCCCGGACACUGAGGUCCAGCGCCGAGGGCCUUCUGGCGGUUCCCUCGUUGCGAGAAGCCAAGUUACAGGGAACCAGGCAGAGGGCCUUCUCGGUAGUGGCACCCGCCCUGUGGAACACCCUCCCACCAGAUGUCAAAGAGAAAAACAACUACCAGACUUUUAGAAGACAUCUGAAGGCAGCCUUGUUUAGGGAAGCUUUUAAUGUUUGAUGCAUUACUGUAUUUUAAUAUUUUGUUGGAAGCCGCCCAGAGUGGCUGGGGAAGCCCAGCCAGAUGGGCGGGGUAUAAAUAAUAGAUUUAUUAUUAUUAUUAUUAUUAUUAUUAUUAUUAUUAUUAAAGCUAUCAGGCAAUGUUCCUUCUCCUUCCUGCCCCAAGCAGCCAAGAUCAGGCUUGGCUAAGUUCGAAGCCCCUACGAAAAUUCCUUCCCAGAGGCAAAUGUUGCUCUAAUGAACUUAACUAUUGACCUUUGAUACACAGAAGUAAGCAGCCUAACUAGACGAGGCUUGGAGGCAAUGCGGAGAGCAAGCCUUAAGUCUGUAGGGGGAAAGAAGGUCCCAUUUAUCUGCGUGAACCUUCCAGCUAAUGCAGCACUUUAUUUCCACGGCCAUAAAAUUGCUAAUUCCUCUGGAGACGCUAUUCAAAGAUAGCAUUGUGUAAUACCGUACGGUUAGUUAUUAUUUUAAUUUUUUUCUUUUUUCUUUUACAAGGGAUGAGAGCAGUCACCUUUGCAUUUUCCCCCACCCCCCUAGUUUAAAUAGAUUUACACAAAGCUCUAAAAGCAGAAAUGUAAUAAGCAAUACACAUGUUCCGGAUAAGGUGAGUUUAAUCACAGAGGCGCUGAUAGACCGAAAGUGUGUCUGGAAUAAAGCACCGCUCUGUUAACAGGGCAGAAAUUCGGCAUAUUUAUAUAUUAUGCCUGGCCAAUCUGAAGGCCUCAUACUGUCUACCAAUCAGAAGGGCCGAUGUUGCAGGCCCCCAUUCCUGUCCCCCAUGUAGCCCAGAGGGCCCAGAGGUCUGAGUGCAAGUGCAGGGACGUGAUUGGAUAUUUUUGUUGCCCUAAAUGAGGGAUGGAGAAGCCAUGAAUCUUCAGGCAUUGUUGGACUCCAACUCCCAUCAGCCUCAGCCAGCAUGAGCAAUGGUCAGGGAUGAUGGGAGUUGUAGUCCAACAACACCUGGACAAGAGCAGAGUAUAACCUGCCGAGAAAAUAACAGUUCGUCUUCCUGAGAUCAGGCCUUUAUGGGGGGGGAAGGAGUCUCAGGGGCAUAGAAAGUCACCUUUAUACGGAGUCAAACCAUUGGUCCAUAUUGCUCAAUAGUAUCAGUUCCAUAAGUCACACAUUCCAUGUCUAGUUCUGGGCAUAGCUGUCAACUUUCCCCCUUUUUAAAGGGAAAUUCCCUUAUUCCGAAUAGGAUUCCUCGCAAGAAAAGGGAAAGGUUGACAGCUAUGGCUCUGGGCCCCACAAUUUAAGAAGGAUGUCGACAAGCUGGAAGGUGUGCAGAGGAGGGCGACCAAGAUUAUUAAGGGCAGGGGUAGGCAAACUAAGGCCCGGGGGCCGGAUCCGGCCCAAUCGCCUCCUCAAUCCAGCCCGCGGAUGGUCCGGGAAUCAGCGUGUUUUUACAUGAGUAGAAUGUGUGCUUUUAUUUAAAAUACAUCUCUGGGUUAUUUGUGGGGCCUGCCUGGUGUUUGUACAUGAGUAGAAUAUGUCCUUUUAUUUAAAAUGCAUCUCUGGGUUAUUUGUGGGGCAUAGGAAUUCGUUCAUAUAUUUUUUUCAAAAAUAGUCCGGCCCCCCACAUGGUCUGAGGGACGGUGGACCGGCCCACGACUGAAAAAGGUUGCUGACCCCCGAUCAAGGGUCUGGAAACCAUGCCUUAUGAGGAAUGGUUGAGGGAGCUGGGUGUGUUUAGCUUGGAAAAGAGGAGACUGAGAGGAGAUAGGAGAGCCAUCUUCAGAUAUCCCACACGGAAGAGGGAGCAAGCCUGUUUUCUCCUGCUCUGGAGGGUAGGACUCGAACCCAUGGCUUCAAGUUACAACAAGGGAGAUUCCGACUCAACGUCGGGGAUAACAGUAAAAGCUGUUUGACAGUGGGGAGAUGGUGGACUCUCCUUCCUUGGAGGUUUUUAAGCAGAGGUUGGAUGGUUGUCUACCAUGGAUGCCUUAGCUGAGAUUCCUGCAUUGCAGGGGGUUGGACUAGAUGACCCUUGGGUCCCUUCCAACUCCACCGUUCUAUGUUCCUAUGAAUGGUUCCUGCUGUUGCACUUCUAGCAAGCCAGGCAAAGGCUGCAGCUCUGUCCUGCCCCAUUGGUGCCCCUGCCCCACCUGUUUCUGACCCCCCUGCCUUCUUCUGCCCUACCAGUCGCAGUGGACACCAGCCACCAUCCUAAAUUAACUGAUGCUAUUCCCUGGUUGGAGCGAGAGUAUCUUAGCGGCUGGGCCUGGCUCCCUCGCCAGUGUCUUCCCCCUUGAAGAACCAGCUGGGUGACAAGUUAAUUAAAUAGCUCAUUUGUAACGGUUACAUCUUGCUGCUUUGUUUAGGCCUUGUCAUACAAUCGGUCCCCUUCAGCCGGUAAAUGAUGCUAUCUAUUGAUUCUCUGUGCUGGUAACAUUUACAGCCUUUUGUCAUCUGCUGUUUCCUUGAUGGAUCUGCUGGUAGCUGCUAAUGUCGGAGCCUGGAUACAAAUCCAGCCUUGUUGCUUGUUGGUUUUUUAAAUCCUCUUAUCCCCGCAGUUUUGGCCGACACUUUCACUGCUGCUAACGCAAUCCCUCUGGAGAGCUCCUGUCACCUCGCAAAUCCCAAUUUGUAACCUUGUAAUGUGUGGUGCUCAUGCACAUGCCCUCCCAACACCUUGAAGGCAAAAACCAAGACGCCAUGUUCCCAGAUGCCAUCUUCCUGUUUUGUAAUUGCGAGAGAACGGCGGCCAUUUUGGGCGCUGUGAUCGCACGUGAUUUCGCACUGCGAUAUCCUCCUGGGAAAAACAACAACUUUUUAGUGGGGUGGGGGAGAAAUUGCGGCGUGAAAUCAUGGGAGAUCACAAUGUCCAAUUUGGCCACCUUUCUCUCACGAUAAAAAACGGGGUGUCCAUGUUUUUCUGGGGUACGGGAUGUCCACUUUUUUGGGGUAUGCAUGCCUGGCUCACACCUAAAUCCAUGCAGUGCUAGGAACAACUAAUUUUCCCAGGGACACUCACUGGUACUUUUUACUGCUGAAUUUCCCUUCCCCCCCUUAUUUAUUUAUUUUCAUGGAUUUACUGCCUUUCUUCCACCAUGGAAACUCAAGUGGCUUGGGACGGAUGGUACCUGCAAACCAUAGUUUACUGGACCGAGAUUGUGAUGGGUCAUAGAAUUUGGAAGCUACCUCGUACAGUCUGCCUCUAUGUUUCGGUCUAGCCUUAUUACGGGUCAGAAUCUGUCGCCUUAGCUAAUCAUGUGCUCACUUUGCUUUCCCAGCUAUCAAGGAGAAAUACUCGGACUGGACGGCGUUCCUCAUAUGUGAUUUGACGGGCUCGCGAACGGCGCCUGCAAAUUUACUGGAAGGCGUAUGUAUUGAGUUAAUAUAUCCUCUUGAGUGCUACAGUGUUUGUGGUGGUACGAUUAUUUAAGCCUGUAAAAUUGACUCCCUUCUCCUCGCUUUUUAGCCCAGAUCUGACGAGGCGGCGGGUGAGAAGGAAAGCAUUGAUUGUUCGCAUGUGGGUCAUCUAAGACAGGCACAGCUUUUAAGUGCAAUUACAUUCUUAAGUGAUCGGAUUCUAGGCUAUUGGAGCGGUGGAGAGGGAGGCAAACAGAUCCAGAUUUUCUUAUUUGGGUUUCUUUCAACGCAUGGAAGCAAGACAGUCUAUGCUUGUUUGGAAUUCCUUUUCACAGUAAUGACCUUCGUAGAGACAUUGACCUGGUUAGUCUAGAGCAUAGGCGCUAGGUCUUGGGGUACCAGGGUACCCACAAAUUUUUUUAUGGGUGCUUAACAUUCACAACACAGGCCUCCGUUGUGACUCCUGGUUUCUAUUGGAAGUUGUCACAGAGCCCUGACACGACCUCCCAGAUGAUGUAGAAACCGGAAGUCGCUCAGAGGUCUUGGACGUAACCUCCGAGACCCUGUGAGGCCUUGAUAGUGCCGGCGCAUCGCCAAUGUGAUGUCAUGAUGUCAUGACGUCAUGUUAUGUCACGGGCGCCGUUGGGGAUCCAUAACAUAAGGCCCAAGUCAGCGCCCCUGGUGUAAAGGGCUGGAAAACACAUUCUCCUCUUGAUAUUGUUAAUCCUAGCUAGCAGGUAUGGUAAGAUCUGUGGUCCAGCAACAUUCCUCAAACUCGGGAAUUGAGACUACAAUUCCCAUCAUCCCUGACGACUGAUCCUGCUAGCUAGGGAUCAUGGGAGUUGUAGGCCAAAAACAUCUGGAGGGCCGAGUUUGAGGAAGCCUGAUGAGGAGUGCAGUAGGUCCCCAUGCCCUGCUGUUGAGGGAAUGGUGCUGAUGGUGGAAAUCAUAGAAUUGUAGAGUUGGAAGGGACAACAAGAGUCAUCUAGUCCAAACCCCUGCAAGCCCAGCAUGGGGCUCAAACCCACAACCCUGAGAUUAAGAGUGUCAUGCUCUACUGAGUGAGCUACCAAAUAUACGAUGUUGGAACAGGAUGGAUCUAACAAGCCGUUUCUCUUAUCUUCACGAUCUCCUAAUUGGCUGCAGUUAGGGUGAGAUUAUUGCUGUGCGGUUCAGUGUGUCCACAACGGUGUGGAGUUUGUGUGGGAUGGUUCUGAGUUGUGUCUCUGCAAGAUGAGGGUUAUCUCCAGUCCAGCUGUGAUUCCUGCAUUGCAGUGGGGGGGGGUUGGACUAGAUGACCGCUGGGUCCCUUCCAGCUCCACAAUUCUAUGAUUCCAUUCUUGGUGCCACACAGAGAGAUGCAAAUCUGGGCAUGCACCACAGUGUGUGGCUUGCUAAUGCACUGCAGGAGCAAUGAAUAUUCUUAAUGCCUUGUGGUGUGCUUUCAGUAAAGUGAGCCCUGGAUAUUCCUUACGAUGGAUAUUCCACUUUUUUUAAAUAAAAAAGCCUCUAGCUCUUUAUUUUCCUGAGAAAUACGCAGGCAGUACAUUCUGUCUGGCUGCUCAAUUCAACUCAAUCCCAGUGUUUAUUCUGCCCAGUGACACCCAACUGCAUUUUAUUGGAGUAUUUAAUAUACCCCAUAGCUUUUAAUUUUAACAGACCAAGCGGCUUGCAUUUCAGUCUCUGCUGGUUUUGAGGUGUACUAACUUUCAGCUCCUCCCCACGAUCACCACCGCUACAAAACUUAUGGCUCCAGGCCUGUUUCACAGUUUGCUAUCCGAAUUGGUAGCUUACUUGCUAGAAUUACUUGCAUUGUUUGCUCAAUAGUCAGGAGUGAGGAUCAGGCGGGAGUGUGUGUGUGUGUGUGCAAAUUGUAACUGGUGCCAGACAUUAUUAUUUAAUGACAAUUAUUAUCACCAUCACUGCUUAUCAGUUUAGCAAAAAGGCUCUCUAGACCGUGGUGUUUCCUUACGGGGUCCUUUUGCUGUAGAAAUGGAUGCUCAAGGCAGAGCUGAUUAUUAUCUAUAGACGUCCUGCUCUCCUUCUGUUUUCCCCAUUCCUCACCUAAGAGUUUUAAUCAGGAAAACCCCAAACCAACAGGAAUUUAAAAACAUAUAGAAUGUGUUUUUAGCAGGACAGGCAUCCUUGCUGUGGCAGGUCCCGUCCUGUUCCCCCCCAAACACCCCGUCAUAACGUUCCCCGGAUAUUCUUACGAGCAUCUGGAAAUUGUCAUGUUAAAAACAUUCAAGAUUUUGCAGAUUGGAUGCUUACGUUUCAAGAAUGAUUUUAUUUAUUUUGGUAAAGGGCUGAACCAGGUGCUGCUUUAACAGCGUUUUCAGCGACCACCUUUUUUUGUUUUUAAAAAUACAAUUAAUUAAUUAACAGGCACAUGGGAUUGGGGUUAAUUGGAACUGCAGUUUUCCAGUCCCUCCCCUCCCUAGUUGCAAUACUACUUGCAGUGAUCCCCACAAGCAAAUUAUUCGUUAGAAAAACAACUGUCAUUGGCACUAAUGGAAGUUGUUAUUAUAAUGCUUUUGCCAUGCUAGAGGACUUCAUUGGGAUUGUGGUUGGGGAGUGAAGGAUGAAGCCUCUCUUUCCCACAUGCUACAGUCUCUACAAAAAUCCCUUUGACACACACAUGCCUGGUCCUUUUUUAAAAGCAAAAAAACACAGGUGUGUUUGCUGAACACGCUAUGAAAAUAAUGUCUGGUUCGUUCUUCACAUUUGCUGACACACACGUGUGUGCAUGCACACGCACACCCUAAAGGCCAUACAUAGCUCAUCCUUUAAAAAAUAAUAAUGUAAAUCUAAUUCAGAAAUCAACACCCAGAAUCCAGUGGCUACUGGUAGGGUGGAAGGUUGGGAGGUGGACAGUAGGUGGCGCCAGAGCCGAUGGCACGUAGAGCCAGCUCAUUCUAGUUUUGCCCCUGUCCUUCUCCGCCCUUCUGCUGAGUUCUGCAAGCGCAACACUGGGACUUAAGGAGGAGGACAUUGGCAGGCAGGGCCACCUCCUGGAGUAUUUGUAAGUAAGAAAACAGGGCAGGUGAGGGCUAUCUGGGGGCAAACUGAAGAUGGCUGGGCAGUAGCCUAUUUCUCCAAAUAGACCAGCCUCUGCUGCCAGGAUCUGAAUAUAUGUGUGACUUUGCAAGGUGAACAUUUAAAAGCUCACUCCUUUUCCCUAAGCAUUUCCUUGUCACAGCUCCCCACAGCUAAGACCGUUUAUUUUAUUUUCACAUAAUCUGAUUCCUGGGAUAUUAAUAAUAAUUUUUUUUUAAUGGGGUUAAGUGAGUUGUUUUUGAAACAAAUAAUUGUCGAGCAUUAAGCACAGUUAAUUUCUCUUCCUGUUUUUUCCUUUUUUUUUCUUUUGCGUUUGGAAUGUAUGACUGGGUUAAAAUUAGGAGGAAGGAGAGACCGCUGGGAUAAAGGUGAAGAAAAGCCAUCAUCCAGCCGCAUACACACACACACACAAAAUAUAGAAUAAAAAAAAUAAAAUUUAUAAAUCUUCUGCUGUCUCUGUUACCGUGAGAAGACUUCGCAUAAAGUUUAAAAUAAGGAGUUUUGCUUCUGUUCAAACAGCCUCUGCGAGGGAAAAACCCUGUAGACCUCAUUACAGUUGAUUCCUUAAUAGAGCUUCAGGAUUCCCAGAGUCCCUUUCAAUACUGGAUAGUUAGUGUUCUUGAGAAUGUUGGAGGAAGAUUACGCCUUCGCUAUGUGGGAUUGGAGGAGACUGAAUCCUAUGACCAGUGGUUGUUUUACUUGGAUUACAGACUUCGACCAGUUGGUUGGUGUCAAGAGAAUAAGUACAGACUGGAUCCACCCGCAGGUAAAAAUUUUAAAAAAGCAGAAAUAAGUUUCCUAAUACUGCAAAUGUUAUAGGGCAGGUCCAUGCCUGCCUGCGGUUGAUGAAUAGUAUAAUAUGCUUUAAAUGUAUGGUACCUACAUGGCCUUAGUUUGCUGUUACAGGUAACUCACAACUUACGCACAUUUAAGUUGCAUAAGUUUUGCACAAUUGGCAAAAGGAAUUAAAAGUGGGCAUAAAAGGAUUAAGUGUCCGAGGGGGAAAGGACUUUGGCAACUUCACCCGCCAUUGAACCCAAGGUGUUUAGACCAUACAUGAUUUUGCUAUCCCCAGAAUGUAAGAGUAGGGCUGGGCGAUAUCUGGUUUUCAGCAUCAUCAGCUAAACAUCACAAUAUACCAAUAAAUCAUGACAUCUGAAAUAAGGACGGGGCUAUGUAGAGGCAUUGGCUGGGUUCAUAGUUUUUCCCCGCAUCAUGAUUUUUGCAUAGCGCACACACGCACAUGUCAUGAUUUGCAAUAUACAGUGGAUGCUCGAAUUGCGAACGUGAUCCGUGCAGGAGGUAUGUUUGCAACCCGCAGCGUCCACGCAUGCACAGGUUGCGAUUUGGCUCUUUUGCACAUGCGCAAAGCGCAAUUUAGUGCUUCUGCCGAGCGCCGAAACCCAGAAGUAACCCGUUCCAAUACUGGAUUUUGGCGCGUCCGUAACCCAAAAACGCGCAACCUGAAGUGUCUGUAACCCGAGGUAUGACUGUAUUGCCAGGUCAAAAAUUAUGAAACUGAUAUCACAAUAUGGACUUGGAACCGGUUUGGGACGAUAUAUCAAUAUAUUGCCCAGAGAGUCGCCUGUAUUGUGCUUUGACUACCAGAAAGAUGCUUGUGGGAUCUUCUGCCUCGGGCGGCAAAAUAACUUGGCAGGCCUUGGGCAUGCACUUUGACAUAGUGGGGUGAGAGGCCAUUCAUUGCUCUGUCUCAAGCCGCAAAAUGUCUUGGGCAGGUAUUGGACCCUCACAAAUCAGUUCAAGUUGCAGGUGAGCUCAGUGUUUAUCCCAGAGGUGCUGCAAACGGGUGAUAACAGUGUUAAGUGUAUUUCGGGCCGAGUGCCAAAACUUUGCCCUAUUGUCUUCAUUAACAGAUUUACUGACCUUGAUUCUAGGAGCAGCGGGAAGAGAGCUUUAGCUUCACUUAUCUCUCCCAUCAUGUUGUAUUCUGGGGCGUGCAGUUUUGUGGGGGUGCAGUGAGGCAAGAGAUUGCCCCAGAAGGAAAGGCUUUAUUUUAAUCUCACUUUCCUCCUGUGAAUGGAUUUACAGGCGUUUAAAGGAAAACCCGCUGUGAAUUGCUUAAAAGCACUGAGUGAGGCAGCCAAUGUAACUUUCCCGCCCCCUCGAUUUACGGUUUUUGUACUUUGCAAAGCACAGUCAUCAGUUGAGUCCUCGGGGCAGCUUAAAAGCAGGUUGCUGUGUGGGUCUGUUGGGACAAAUCUGGUAAAAUCUACCAGGUGUGCAAAUGAGGCCUAUAUGAGCAAUAUAUUAUAUGAGUGUGUGUGUGUGUGUGUGUGUGUGAGAGAGAGAGAGAGAGAGAGAGAGAGAGAGGGAGGGAACGAACCUGGGCAGGUGGCCCACCUAGGAGAAAGCAAACUCUGAUCCUAAACUCCCUCUCCUUUGUGGGAUAUCUUUGGGAGAGGAAAAGGCUAAGGCGUAAACGCUACACAAAUCUGCAGUGGAUUCCCUAAGGAUGGCACCUUGUACGCCUCCUUUUGCCAACUCCUGCAGCCAAGCUGGUGCCAAACUUAUCUCAGCUUUUUUUUGGCCCACACCAGCGAGGCCGAGACAAUGAUAUUGUUGUCUGGGCAGUCCAGGACCUCCAUACACACUGCCCAGGCAUGCGCCCCAGGGAAACCACUUCGGUGCUGCUAAUGCGGCGGUUUGACUUCACCCCUGGAGGCUCACUCCAUUGCGUCUUGGGACAGAUGGAUGCCAACCAUGUAUUUGCAGACCCAGAACUUGAAUGAAGCAUUGCAGAAUGUUAAUAUACACUGCUUCAACGUCCAUGUGAUUUCUGAUGUGGUUUGUUUUAGAAAUCUGUUCUCUGAAGACUGUGUCUGAAUGGCAUUCUGCUCUGGAUAAAGCCCUGAUUGAGGCAGCACAGUUUCCCCUCCCUAUGGAAGUGUUUAAGGUAGGAUCUGUUAUUCCCUUUUCAGCCGAAACAACAGCCGGUUUGAAUUUCGGUGGCAUCGCUGUAUUGGGCCCCUGAUUCUCGUAUCAGACUCAUCCAUCUUUGUUCGGAGAAAGGAAUGGAGGAAUGGGCUUCAUGGAGACUGCCAGCUCCUUGCUUGAUACUACUUUCUCCAUAGUUCUAUUACUGCUGCCGCCAUUUUGAACCCUGGGCCUGUCCCUCCAUGGGUUGCCUGUUGAAGCCAUCUUUGCAAAUUCCAGCCUACAGCCACCCCCAACUUGGUGCCCUCCAGAUCUGUGGACUCCACCGACCAUCAGCACCAGACGACUGGUCAGGGUUGUUGGGAGUUGUAGUUCAAUGUGCCUGGAUGACGCCAAGUUGGGAGAGGCUAGAAUGGGCACUUAUAACCUUGCCGUUUCCAUGCCUAGUGUUGUUGUUUCACUGAGAGAAAGCUUGCCUAACCUCCUAACACCAUGUCAGACCUUGGAUCCAUCUAGCUUUGUACUGUGCAGUGGCGUAGCGCAGAGGGCCCCAGGCACAAAAUUUGAGAGGAGGGCACAACCCACUCAGGCACCAGCAUUGGCCGACCUGGCUCCCCCCGUGUGAGCAGGCAGGUGGCACAGCACAACCCUGCUUGGCUCUGGUGGCGGGGCACUCCAUCCGCAUUGGUGGCUUGCCUGCCCCGGGUGCCAGCAACCCCUGCUAUGCCACUGGUACUGUAUGCAUUGAACUGCUGCAUCUGCCCCAAGGUUUUGUGUUUUCAGUUUGCGUAUUGUUUUGGAAAAUGUGAAUUAGUGUCCUGGACUGACUGGAGGCAGAGGGAUGGUGGGAGGGACCUUUGGGGGGAAAAAACAAAAAACCCUGCAAUGGGAAGAGAGAUUUAUUUAUUUUUGCUGCUGGCUCCAGCCCUGACGAUUAGGUGGAUUCGCUUUAACAUCUGAUCCAGGCCGUGCUCCCUUCCUCCUUCCAUCCCUAGAUCUCAGCCAGCAUUUCUUGCGUGGCGAGUUCUCGUCCCCCCCCCCCCAGUGGAAAUAAAGACACAUGACACAAUUAUUUAAGGUUAAUGGGCUAAAUAGGGCCACAACUUUAUUGGUUACAGGUGAUGAGCAGUAUUGGCUUAGGCAUUGGUCCUAACCGACUAUCCAGCUUCAGGAACAGCUGGUAUGCGGGAAAAGAGGGAGAUCCCCAGCCGCGCCUGUGUUUAAAUCGGGCGGACCAUGCCCCCAAAGCCAGCCGAUUGGCUGGCCAGGGGGUGACACGGCCAGGGAUUCUCCCAAUCGCACAGGGAGAUCGUGACGCCCGCAAUCCCACCUCCUGCAGGGUAGAAGUGGCUUUUCCAGCAAUUUAAAACCCACUAUUUUAAAAACAGUUAAAUAGCAGUCGCAGGAACAGGGUGGCUUCUCAAAAUGCACAUCUCAGGUGUCAAAAGACCUGGGCCAGCAUUUGCCAAAAGCUUUGUAGCAAAGGGGCCAGAUGCAACUCUCUGGAGAGAAGGCAGUAGCUUCCCAAAAAUCCUGUUUCCUGCAUCUUGCCUUCCCUUCUUGCUUUUGUUUGGAUUUCUUGCCAGCUAUGCCCUGUCAAAGCAAUAAAUUCUCACCUUGAGCCGCCUGGCUUGUGAGUUCAGUUUCCCCUGCGGUGAGGAUAUAUAUCGGUAUGGAAAAUUCUGCAGGUUUAAUAAAAGGAGAAGGUGAUGAAUUGCAAACAAGUGCACUCUAUCCUACAAGCACCUUUACAAUAAGCUCUGAGUGGGGGUGCGGGUGUGUUAUUGCUCCUGCUUUCAACAAACACUUGGUUCCUGUGAAGAAUGGGGAGUGGAAUUACUAGCAUCAAGAAUACUGUCGUUGCUGCAACGCAGGUCAGUGAUGGAAGAGGUCCUCUUCCUUUUGAUGAAAACCAGGCUGUUGGAAAGCAAUAGUUUUCCAGUGGUGGGAAACCACACCAAAUUGGCGCAUAAUUGGUGGGGAGAGGGGUCAGUGCUGUGUUCGGAAGCGCAAAAUGUGUGGCUUCUGGAAUCGAAUCCUUUCAAUUGCAGAGUCCUGCAGACUCACUUAAAUGUGACCCCCUGAAAGGUUGGGUACACCACCAGCCCGCCGCUGCCUUAAGCAUUUGAAAGCGAGGAUUCUUGAUUUAUUUCAUUUUGUCUAAACACCAUUUUAGCCCACCCUUCAUCGCAAAGUGAUCCCAAGCUGGAGAACAAUUUUUAAAAAUCACAUGUGAUACAAUCAGUAAUAUAAAACGAGCAGGUAAUAAUAAUAAUAAUAAUAAUAAUAAUAAUAAAUAAUUUAUUAUUUAUACCCCACCCAUCUGGCUGAGUUUCCCCAGCCACUCUGGGCGGCUUUGGGAUAGCAUUAUCAUCAUUAUUAUUAUUAUUAUUAUUAUUAUUAUACCCUGCCGAUCUGGCUGGGUUUCCCCAGCCACUCUGGGCAGCUUUCAGCAGAAUAUAGAAACAAUAUAAAUAUAAAUGGUUAGCUAAUAGCCCAGCAUACGCCAUAGUGAAUUGUCUAAUUUGCAAUCAAUUAAAUUACGGUGGCACCUCGGGUUAAUAACUUAAUUAGUUACGGAGGUCCGUUCUUAACCGGAAACUGUUCUUAACCUGAAGCACCACUUUAGCUAAUGGGGCCUCCUGCUGAUGCCGCGCCGCCGCUGCGCAAUUUCUGUUCUCAUCCUGAAGCAAAGUUCUUAACCCGAGGUAUUAUUUCUGGGUUAGUGGAGUCUGUAACCUGAAGCGUAUGUAACUCCACUAACCCAAGGUAUUAUUUCUGGGUUAGUGGAGUCUGUAACCUGAAGUGUAUGUAACCUGAAGUGUAUGUAACCCAAGGUACUACUGUACCCAAGUCUGGUCUAUAUAUUACAUGAGUAUUUCAAAGAACGCUUUGUUUAUACAGAUGAACCUAGGAGCUUUGAGAUGCAAAGAUGCCACAGAGUGGCUGGGGAAACAUAGAAUGAAUCAUAGAAUCACACAAUGGUGGGGUUGAGAGGGACCCUGAGGGUCAUCUAGUCCAACCCCCUGCAAGACCGCAUACAUCCCCUCCUUCCUAUUUUAUCCUCAAAACAACCCUGUGAGGUAGGCUGAGCUGAGAGGCAGUGACUGGCCCGAGGUCUCCCAGUGAGCUUUGGGUGGCUGAGUGGAGAUUUGAACGCUGGUCUCCCAGGUCUUAUAGUCCAGCCCAUGGGUCAACAACCUUUUUCAGCUGGGGGCCAGUCCACCGUCCCUCAGACUUUGUGGGGGGCCGGACUAUAUUUUGAGGGGGGAAAUGAACGGAUUCCUAUGCCCCACAAAUAAUGCAGAGAUUUAUUUUAAAUAAAAGCACACAUUCUAGUCAUGUAAAAACACCAGGCAGGCCCCACAAAUAACCCAGAGAUGCAUUUUAAAUAAAAGGACACAUUCUACUCAUGUAAAAACACGCUGAUUCCCAGACCAUCUGGGGGCCAGAUUUAGAAGACGAUUGGGCCGCAUCCGGCCCCCGGGCCUUAGUUUGCCUACCCCUGCUCCAGCCCUUUAACCGCUAGACUAUACUGGCUCUCAAGUCUCUUAAGUACAAAUUGGUAAGAGGGGUUAAGUAUCACACAACCACAUAUACCUGCUAUGUCGUCUUGAACGUAAAGGACUUGUGUUUGAUGCACCGUGCGGGAUCCAUGAGGACCCUACUUUCUUUUUGUCUCAAGAGUAAAGAGAAAUAAAGAGAAGUCUUAUUAUCUGGCAUUGAUGUGCGCCAAGGAAUUCAGAGAGCAAUCCAUCAUGGCUGCGCGUCAAUUUGAGCCUAAUAGCAAUUAAAAGCUUUGUGUUCGCUCCAGUGAAAUGUAUCCUUCAGAAAUUAUGUAGAUUAAUUGGGGUCUUGAAAGGAAGCAUAUGUUUGCCGUCUCAUUCAUUCCUCUGAAUCUGAGACAGGCUGGUAAAAGGUUCGCUGGGAGGGAGCCUUUUGAAGCCACCUUCUCACGCUUCCUGUUAAACUGGGGCCCAUCACCCUGGGAAGGUAGGCCAUCUAAGAGAAGGAAAACCCUGAUCCUAAGCCUCUGCCGCCUGGCGGGAUAUCUUUGGGAGGACAAAAUGUUCAGGAAUAAACCCAACACAAAUCUGGAGUGGAGUAUCUGACGCCUUGUAUGCCUCCUUCCGGUACGUGGAUGGCGCUGUGGGUUAAACCACAGGGCCCAGGACUUGUCCAUCAGAAGGUCGGCGGUUCGAAUCCCCGCGACGGGGUGAGCUCCCGUUGCUUGGUCCCUGCUCCUGCCCACCUAGCAGUUCGAAAGGACAUCAAAGUGCAAGUAGAUAAAUAGGUACCGCUCCGGCGGGAAGGUAAACGGCGUUUCCGUGCGCUGCUCUGGUUCGCCAGAAGCGGCUUAGUCCUGCUGGCCACAUGACCCGGAAGCUGUACUCCGGCUCCCUCAGCCAGUAAAGCAAGAUGAGCGUUGCAACGCCAGAGUCGGUCACGACUGGACCUAAUGGUCAGGGGUCUCUUUACCUUUACUUUAUGCCUCCUUCCAGCAAUUCCUGCAGCCAAACUGGUGCAAAACAUCUUGCUCUUCUUUCCUUUGGACCACACCAACGAGGCCGGGGGGGGGGGGGUCUUGUCAUCUGGACCUCAGUACACACUGCCCAGGCUUUCUCCUUGGGGAAGUCACUUCUAGGGUUGCCAUAUAGUCUCUUUUCCCUGGACACAUCCUCUUUUUUCAGGAAUAAAAUUUCUGUUUGGGUAGAUUUUUAACAUUUGGCAAAAUGACUGGGGGUUGUUGUUUUUUUGCUUUCAGUAACCCAAUUUUUCUACUGCAUUAGACUCGGACCUAAGAUACCCGGCUAAGCUAGUCUGCAGCAGAGAAGCGUCUUAAACUAGCUAUACAUACUGUAUAAAUCCCUUCUCUUGUGACUGAACUAAAAGGAUGUUAGCUCAGCUACAAGAUCUUGGAGAAGGAGUCUGGGAGAGCAAGAGUUAACAUCCCCCUGCCCUUAAGGAGAGUCCAUAUGUACAUGUUAAACAGAUUAAUAAAUUGUUCUGUGCACACACACAAAUACUUUCAUGUGGCAAGUGAGGGCACAACAUGUAUAUAUUAUUUAGUUGUUGAAAGUUGAGAACAUUGCGGCUAGGAAUAUUAUCACAAGCUUCUAUAGCCUACAUAUAGUAGGGGCAUUUGAAAUGAGAGUCGUCAAAGGGAUCUCUAUUUAAAAGUAGGAGUUGGCAAAUGUGGCCUCUUUUUAGCUCUUCAAAAUAUGGCAACUCUAGUAAUGCAGCGGUUUGGCUUCACCCCUGGUGGCAAACUCCAUUGUCUCUCGAGACUGACGGAUGCCAAGAAAAGGGGAUGUGACUAAGGCAGGAUGGAGAACAGAAGAUACCAGGCCCAUGUAGCCAUGCUGGGCCCACAACCGACCCCAGGGAUUCAGAUAAAUGGUGCUUGCUCCCUACUUAGAUUCCACUGAGCCUCUUGGGCUUGCCGAUCAGAAGGUUGGCGGUUCGAAUCCCUGUGACGGAGUGAGCUCCCGUUGCUCUGUCCCUGCUCCUGCCAACCUAGCAGUUCAAAAGCACGCCAGUGCAAGUAGAUAAAUAGGUACCACUUUGGCGGGAAGGUCAACAGCGUUUCCGUGUGCACUGGUUUCCGUCACGACGUUCCGUUGCGCCAGAAGCUGGCCACAUGAUCUGGAAAGCUGUCUGUUGACAAAUGCCGGCUCCCUCGGCCUGAAAGCGAGAUGAGCACCACAACCCCAUAGUCGCCUUUGACUGGACUUGACUGUCCAGGGGUCCUUUACCUUUUUUACCUAAUCACCUUCUGAGCUUCGGGGACAAAGCCUUGCAUUUAUUUGUUUUUGUUUCAUAGGACCAUGACGACUUGAGGAACCACCUGUUCACAGUGGGCAUGAAAUUGGAGGCGGUGGAUAUGAAAGAGCCAUGUAGGAUUUGUCCCGCUACAAUAUCUAAGGUGAGAAAUUUAAAAUGGAGGAAGGCAGUGGGUUGGACUAGAUGACCCUUGGGUCCCUUCCAACUCUAAAAUUCUGUGAUUCUAACACAGAUGGAAAAUAAUAAUAAUAAUAAUAAUAAUAAUAAUAAUAAAGAUUUCUUCCCUUCCCUUCCCUGUGAGGUCCUAGGGUGGGUUAUUAGUGGUAAGCUCAAUGGUGGGGACACUUUUACCAAACUUUCCUUCAGCCAAAAAGAGCACUCCCACUUUAUUUAUUUAUUAUUUUGCAUUUCUACCCCACCUUUUCCUCCAAGGCGCUCCAGGUGUCUUACGUGGUUCUCCCUCUCCCCAUUUUAUCCUCACAACAAGCCUGUGAGGUACGUUUCGGACCUGAAGUGUGAAAAUUGCAGACCCACUUUUGCUGAUGAGUAUCCUAAACCUAGUAUUUUUCUGUGCAAAACGAAAGGAAAACACAAGGCUGGUUGGUCCCUGAACAGAGUUUACAUUCGUUCUGUGUGUGUCGAUGGCAGGGAUUUUUCCUUAAUGCAGAAUUGUUUGGUUCCCUCCAGGUUUUUAACAACCAUUUUGUUCAAGUAACCAUCGAUGACCUCCAUCCCGAAGGGAGCGCAGCCUCCAUGAUUUGCCACGCCGAUUCCUUGGGGAUCAUGCCAGUACAGUGGUGCCUUAAAAACGGAGUCCACCUUACACCGCCCAAAGGUCUGUAUAUAUUUAUAUAGCUCUCUCUGGGCAAAAAGUCUUUCCUGUGUUUUCAGAGUGCUACGGUGCCCUGGCUAGCCCACAGCUUGUUUCGGAUUUGAUAGUGGGUUUCAGGGUUGCGUAACCCAGAACGUGAGACGUGGAAGAAGGCUAUAAGUGCUGCCUGCUAAAUCUGGAGAGAGGGACUCAGCCAUGAAACUCCCAGAUAUUCACCGUAUUUUUUUCGUGUAUAAGACGAUGCAUUUUGCGAAGAAAAAAUCAGGCAAAAAUUGGGUGGUACCUCAGGUUAAGUACUUAAUUUGUUCCGGAGGUCCUUUCUUAACCUGAAACUGUUCUUAACCUGAAGCACCACUUUAGCUAAUGGGGCCUCCUGCUGCCACCGCGCCACCGGAGCCCGAUUUCUGUUCUUAUCCUGAAGCAAAGUUCUUAACCUGGAGCACUAUUUCUGGGUUAGUGGAGUGUGUAACCUGAAGAGUCUGUAACCUGAAGCGUAUGUAACCUGAGGUACCACUGUACACGGAUAGUGAAUGCAGAAGGGGGACGUGUGAUUCAUGGCAGCAGCAAGCAAGAGAUUGGCAGUGGCGACUGGGCGGGCGAUUGGUGGCUGUGGCAAGGCCUGCUGGCGAUUGGCUGUGGCUGCGGCAAUUGGGCAGGCGAUUGGCAGCUGCAGCAAGUGGGCAGGUGGGUUGGUGGCGGCAGUGAGCAGAUAAUUGGCAGCUGCUGCGAGGAGUGUGAUCAGCAGUGGCUGUGGCAAGCGAUCACCGGCGGGCAUAGGAAUGCAUUGGAAAUCCACCACGCGCCUUAUGGUCAAAAAGUCCAAACAAGCCAAAUUUGCACAACAAGAGUUUAGUUAUGCCUUUGAAGUCACACAUACUGUAAAGAGCAUUUAAAAAUUGAAGGAACACAAAUUGCUUCUAAACAUGACAGAAAACAUUUAAAAUCAAUAAAGUGUACAGGCAUUUUCAAGACUCUGGGUGACAACUCAAGAAGGUUCCUUCCACUUUGCUUACAAGAACCCUCUAAACUGUUCCCCAGCCACCACCACAGAAAUUCAACCAGAAUUUUUUUUAAAAAACAGCAGAGGGUCAAUGGUCACAGAAACAAAUGGUGAAAACCACACAAGCCCAGACUUGCAAACCCUCCUCAACUGUUCCCGCCACCCACCACACAGAAAUUCAACCAGAAAUUUUAAAAACAGCAGAGUGCCUAAUGGUCACACAAAAAUCAUAAAAAUGCAGAAAAAACACACAUUUCCUAGACUGCAAACCCUCCCCCAACACCAAGUCCUUGAAUCAAACACCCUAACCCAAAAUCCAAGGACCCCAAAAAGUUUUAAAAGUUUAAAGAAGUUUUGGUGCUUCUCCAAAUCAUCAGUCUUCAAAAAACCUCAAAAAGGCUACUGUUGUUUCAUGAUUGCUCCUCAAGUCAAGUCGCAACUGUAUUAACGGUGUUAAGAAAAAAGGAAACAAACUGCAAGACGCUGCUUGCCUUGCGGGAUAAGCCCAUAGGGAAAUUCGUCUUGCGAAGCAGCUCAAAAAACAGAAAACCCUUUCGUCUAGCGAGUUUUUCGUCUUGUGAGGCAUUUGUCUUGCAGGGCACCACUGUAAUUUCUUAAUUUUGGGCGUCUUAUACAUGGGGGCGUCUUAUACACGGAAAAAUACUGUAUGUUUGAGAACUGGCAUGGUGUACUGCAGAGUCGCCAGCCUUCCUUGGGGACGCCUUUUUGCAAUCCCAAAUUGGAGAAGCUGUUGUGGGCGCCACAGGAACACCGCAACCAAGCACACACCGCAAUCUGUUUUAAUAGCAACUGCAGAAUUGCCUCUUUCAGCAAGGGAAAGGCAUUCAGGAGUACCAGGAAAGACCCGCAAUGGUGACUCCUUGCAUAGUGAUUCAAGUUUUGGCUUAAUGCUAGAGAAACCUGGCAUCAUCUCUAAGCCUAACUCAGUGUUUCUCUACGUCUAGCCCACCCUACCUCACAGCGUUGUUGUGAGGAUAAUAUAUGGGGGGCAGAAGCAUUUAUUUACCCCCCCAUAAGCUUUAUUACCAUUAUUAACAACCCAAAAUAAGGGACGCAGGUGGCGCUGUGGGUUAAACCACAGAGCCUAGGACUUGCUGAUCAGAAGGUCGGCGGUUCGAAUCCCCGCGACGGGGUGAGCUCCCGUUGCUCAGUCCCAGCUCCUGCCAACCUAGCAGUUCGAAAGCACAUCAAAGUGCAAAUAGAUAAAUAGGUACCGCUCCGGCGGGAAGGUAAACGGCGUUUCCAUGCGCUGCUCUGGUUUGCCAGAAAUGGCUUAGUUGUGCUGGCCACAUGACCCGGAAGCUGUACGCCGGCUCCCUCAGCCAAUAAAGCGAGAUGAGCGCCGCAACCCCAGAGUCGGUCACGACUGGGCCUAACGGUCAGGGGUCCCUUUACCUUUUUAACAACCCAAAAGUGCAAUGGCAGUGUAUCGCAUCGCACCACAAGCGAGUCAUAAAUAACAAGAGAGAUAGUUUCAUUGCAGUUGAACUUCCAGUUCUAAGGUUCUAUGAAAUGGUGACACAACAAUAUUUUUCAAGACAUCCUUAUUUUUCCGAGCUGACACCUAAACACAAUUAAUAAAUAAAUUCUGCUUUAUUAUACCAAUACAGCCUACUUUGGGGGCUGGUUUUCUGGGGACGGGUAGAGGUUAGACUGCAUGUUUUUCCUAAAUUGAAUUUACCCCUUUUGCCUGGAGGCAGAUUUAAUAUACAUUCCUUCCCUGCUGUUAAACAACUGGAAGAAGAAUUGUGCGGCUUCCCUGGGGCCAAAAAUAGACCCAUGUGCUCUUUCUGUUUGGUGCCAGCCAGCAAAUGCAUCUCCAUUAACUGCCAACAAAUGUAAGCACUGAGUUGGCACUGCUUAUAUUUACUAAGCUGGAUUUAUAGACCUCUUUUCUUUCUUUCUUAAACAUUAAGAGCCAUUGCGCCCUUUUAUGAGCUGUUUAAGGGGAGGGAGCAUUUGCUCAAGGAUUACAGCACGUUGCAGAGAACGCUCAGCUAUGCGCUCGAAUGUAAUCAUGCGCCGCUCCUUGACUGCAUGCUAUUGCCAGCAUCUGAAAUCUUAACACUGGCCACUGCAGUUAAUAAAACAUUUAGCUGGUUAUAAAAGGGCAGCUAGCCGCCAGCAUCUAACACCUGCUGCCCGAGGUUGAUGGGAGUUGUAAUAAUAAUAAUAAUAAUUUAUUUAUACGCCGUCCAUCUGGCUGGGUCCCCCCAGCCACUCUGGGCGGCUUCCAACAAAACACUAAUAUACAAUAACCUAUUAAACAUUAAAAGCUUCCCUAAACAGGGCUGCCUUUAGAUGUCUUCUAACAGUUUGGUAGUUGUUCUUCUCUUUGACAUCUGGUGGGAGGGCGUUCCACAAGGCAGGUGCCACCACCAAGAAGGCCCUCUGCCUGGUUCCCUGUAACCUCACUUCUCACAGUGAGGGAACUGCCAGAAGGCCCUCGGCGCUGGACCUCAGUGUCCGGGCAGAACGAUGGAGGUGGAGACGCUCCUUCAGGUAUACUUCAGGUAGUACAAUGCACCUGAACUGCACCCGGUUGGAGAAGGGCUGACUUCAGGCAUGACCACAGUCCAGAAUUGCAAUAAGUGUGCGGGUAGAAGAACAGAGCAAUGGAGACAGCUGGAGAUUUGAGGCUGCAGCAGAUCCAGCUGCCAAAGAGGCAGCCAACGUUCUUCAAAGGGACCUUGGCAGUGGGAACUUUUUGUUACCCAGAAUCAUAGAACUGCAGAACGCAAAGGAACUCCUGGGUCAUCUAGUCCAACCCCCUGCUGCAAUGCAGGAAUCUCAGCUAAAAGCAUCCAUGACAGAUGGCCAUCCACCUCUGCUUAAAAACCUCCAAGGAAAGAGAGUCACCACCUUCCAAGCUGCCGAACAGCUUUUACCGUCCAGAAUUUCUUCCUAAUGUUUAGUUGGAAUCUCCUUUGAACCUGUUGGUUUGGAUCCUGCCUUCUGGGCAGCUUCCAAGAAAUUAUUAAAUCACAGAAAAACAUCUAAUAUUAAAAACUUCCCUAUACAGGACUGCUUUCAGAUGUCUUCUAAAAGUCAUAUAGUUACAGUAUUUAUAUGUUUGACAUCCAAUGGGAGGGCGUGCCAGGGUAUGGGUGCCACUACCAAGAAGGCCCUGUAACUUCACUUCUCGCAGUGAGGGAACCACCAGAAGGCCCUCGGAGCUGGACCUCAGUGUCCAGGCUGAACGAUGGGGGUGGAGAUGCUCCUUCUUAUGUCCUUAUAUUCAGUGCUAGAAAAAAAAAAGAGGUGCCAGAACUCACCAUGAACUCACCUCUGUUUUCUUAUAACGGCAAAGGCGCCCACCUGAGAGGUGCCUGAACUGAGUUCUGGCGAGUUGAGGCUGAAAAAUAAAGCCCUGCUUAUAUUCUUGUGCGUUGUCUUGCAGGUUAUUCUAGCCAGGACUUCGACUGGGCAGAUUACCAGAAGCAAUGUGGAACUGAAGCAGCUCCCCAGUUCUGCUUCAGAAAUGUAAGAUUCUUUUCUAAAAAGGCUUAUUGAUUUAAUUGAGACAGAUUUUUAUUUAUUUAUUUAUUUAUUUAUUUGGCUGGCUGCAGACGUAACAAAGGGGGAGGGGGAACUUCAUCUUCUGACACUAAUGCAAAUAUCCCAUCGAUAUGUAAAUUGAUAUAGGCAACCCAUGUGUCCAAAUCUAGUGAGAGCCACUGUGGUGUAGUGGUUAGAGUGUUGGUCUAGGAGCUGGGAGACCAGGAUUCGAAUCGCUGCUCAUCCAUGAAACCUGCCAGGCCCCAGUCCCAGUCUCUCAGCCUAACCUACCUCACAGGGUUGUUGUGGGACGAUAAAAUGGGAAGAGAACCAUCAAUGCCUCGUUGAGCUCCUUGGAGGAAAGAUGAAGCAUAAAUAUGAUUAAAGACCCAAACGAUAUUGAUGAUCACAAGCUGUGCAUUCAGACUUAGAAAGGGCAGCAAGAUCUUCAGACUGCUUUUCUUUUAUAUCUACUAAUCCCACACCGGCCUCCUCGUUUGCUGGUUCUUAGCUUCCGCCUUUCAGCACCACGAACUACGCAGCAGGGACUGCUUAAACAAUGGGGGUGGGGUGGGGGAAGGAAAUGCAUUAUUUAUCUUUUUAAAAAUAACAACAACCCAACAACAACAUAGCAUCCCUGGCUCGGCAUUUGAGCCUCUGGCCUGGUGGGAAAAUACAUGCAGUGGACAAAAUAGGGAGGCCGGAAGCAGCCCAGAGGCUGGGGUCCACCAACAUGAUGCUCCCUAGAUUCUGCCGGACUCCAGUUCCCAUAAGCCCUAGCUAGAAUGGCCCCUGACCAAAAGGAUGAUGGGAGAUGUAGUCCCAAGCAACAUCUGCAGGCCACCACAUUGGUUACCCCUGCUAGGGAGCAUUGGGAAGUUUUGUUUCACUGAGCGCAGGAAACUCCAUUGGACUCCGUUGCCCUGAUGUCGUCUACUCUGAAGGACAGCUCCAGGCAGAGACGAACCAUUGCUGAUCCUCCUUCCCAGCAUCCUUUUCAACUGGAAACUUGGCAGAUGGAACCCUGACCUGGGUGGAGUUGCAUAGAGUUCCCCUUCGAGGAGGAGUUGGAGGAAAAAUAGGAGCAGAGUAGGAAGCUUCCUUAUACCUGGUCCAUCCAGGUCAGUGCUGUCUACAUGGACUGGCAGCCGCUCUCCUGGGCUUCGGCUAGGGGGCAUUCCCAGUCCCACUUGCAGGUGUCAGGGAUUGAAACAGGGAGCUUCUACAUCUGGGAUCCCCAAACUCGGCCCUCCAGCUGUUUCGGGACUACAACUCCCAUCAUCCCUAACUAACAGGACCAGUGGUUAGGGAUGAUGGGAAUUGUAGUCCCAAAACAGCUGGAGGGCUGAGUUUGGGGGUGCCUGUUCUACAUGAUUGGCUGGCGCUUCACCAAUGAGCUUCAGGUUCUGCCUUCUCUUGGUCAGCUGUUAGGAUUCUAUAAUCAUUUCCCUCUCUCUUAUUUGAGGGUUAAAAAAAGCUCUUUUUCUCACUCCUUGCUUCCCUUGCCACCCGUAGCUUGAGUUUUCCUGUCCUGUAAAGCUGGGCUGCAUUAUCUCUGCCCGUUCUUGAGAAGCUCCUUCCUUUCUGUUUCUUACAGUAAGAUUGUGGGAGAGAAAUUUGAGUCCGUUCAUCUUUCAGUGAGCACCCACCUAAUUUGUACUUCCCAGACCACAUUUUCGCUUCUUAUAAUUUUUUGAUGCUGUUCGCCAACCAAAGAAUGGUCACAGAAAUGUGUAUUAGGGCAAACUAACAUGGAAAAACGCAUUAUAUUAGGGGAAAUGGCUUGCAGGAAGUGUUUGCGUCAAGAGAAACCUGUAGCUUUGUCAAAUAUAAAAUCACAGUGUAGCUUUGCUGUCUAAUCCAUCAUAGAAAUGUUGCAAGGCGAUAAGGUAACUGACUUGAGUGUUUUAAAACAAUUGGCCAUUAUUUGACACAAUAUGAAAGGUCAAAAUGCACGUGAAUUUUUGUGCCGGUGUGUUUGUUUGUUUUGUAAAACUUUUUCAAACCGGUGAAGAAACGGGGCAAAAUGAACUUGAGACUUGGAACAAAUGAGAAACUUAGUGGAACCAAAGUGGUCAGAUUAUUCCAUCCACAUCAAUGCAUGUCCUUUUUAAAAGAAUAUUCAGCUGCUCACUUAGUCACCGUCAGUUUAUUUAUAUAUACCACACUUUCCACGAAUACAUUUCUGCUCAAAAUGAUUCAUGGAAAAUUAACAGCCUAAAUAAAAACCCAUAGUGCUAUAACAUAAUGCUUAACAGCUCCUCAGUGAACACUUUGUUCUAUUAUAUCAGAACUGUUAUUGAGCGUAGAGCUACGAUAUCUAAUACCUUUGCAGUCCAAGGAAGCCUCAGAGCUGUUGGCAGUGGGGUCUAGUAACACCCCCCCCAAAAAAACCUUUCAAAACUUUAAUGGUGCUGAGAAUUGCUAAGAGACCCCUGUUACCCUCACAGAACUUCAGUUCCCAGAGUUCCCUGGGAAGAGGGAUUGAUUGGUUGAUAAACCAAUGAUGUUCACCUAUCUCAUUUCACCCACGAGGAAUUGGCCCUCUGGGAGGGAAAUAGGGGUCUCCCAGCAACACUCAGCACCUUAAAUGGGGGGGGGGGGGACGACUACACUUCCCAGGAUUCUUUGCGGGGAAACACAGCCAGAUGGGCGGGGUAUAAAUAAAUUAUUAUUGUUAUUAUUAUUAUUAGCUAUUUAAAGUGGUGCAAUAGUGUUUUAAAUGUCUGGUGCUCAAAAGGUCAGGAAUUGCCCUUAAAGUUCUUCUGGUAACAGCCAUUGCAUGAAGGCAACUAUGGCAGGCGUGUGGGUAUAAUUUAUAUAUAUUUUAUUUAUUUGGACACAGUUUUGGAUUUGGGCCGAACGUGGCUCUCUCCAGUUUUCCCUUUAGCAAGCCGCAUGAGAUCCUCUUCAAAUCAGUCCCCAUUAAUCUCUGCACUCUUUUAAGCGGCCUUGCAUGGUGGUGAUUUAUGAAUGUCUUAUUAACGAAGUUCAGGUUGCAGACCCUCAACAUUUAAUGGCUUUGCUUAGCCUGCAUGCAGUAGGAACUGGUGCACUUUCAAUGGUUCAGGAUCAAUAUUUUUUAGCCAUUCUCUCUUCCCUGCCCUCCAUCAGAGGUAAAUCUCAAUAUCUAUCAAGUGAGCGCCACAAAACAACUUGAGGGUUGUACUAUAUUCUGUCAUUUGUUCAGUUGAGGAAAUAUUACAUUGGUGACAAAGGCCAUGCGAUUGUAUGGCAAGGGCCCAGCUUCUCAGAUCAAACUUAAAUUUCGUGCUUGGAAGCGUUGACACAUCUCAAUCAUUCGGUUAGUUAUUUGUAAUUGCAGUUCUCGCAGUUCUCACCGAAAACACGGGACACCUGUUGAACCAGAAGUGUUAGGGGAAUGGACAUAUAGUGGUACCUCGGGUUAAGAGCUUAAUUCGUUCUGGAGGUCUGUUCUUAACCUGAAACUGUUCUUAACCUGAAGCACCACUUUAGCUAAUGGGGCCUCCUGCUGCCACUGCGCCACAGGAGCACGAUUUCUGUUCUCAUCCUGAAGCAAAGUUCUUAACCCAAGGUAAUAUUUCUGGGUUAGCGGAGUCUGUAACCUGAAGCGUAUGUAACCCGAGGUACCACUGUAUUCAAGAUGAGCAUCCAGCCCUCUUUUAAGCCGCCGUCAAUGUCCUGAAAACUAGACAAAGCGCUGCUAUCUGCGCAAGGGCCAAAGGGUAGAAAACUAAGGCUAUGUGGCUGCCUCUUUCAGGUAUCCUUCAGCCGAGGCUUUACGAAAAACAUGAAACUGGAGGCCGUGAACCCCAAGAACCAGGCUGAAAUCUGUGUGGCUUCCGUCAUCUCAGUAAAAGGGAGGUUAAUGUGGCUCCGCUUGGAAGGUAAGUGAGACUAUCUAUUACCGUAUUUUUUGCUCCAUAAGACGCACUUUUUUCUUCCUAAAAAGUAAGGGGCAAUGUCUGUGCGUCUUGUGGAGCGAAUGUGUGGUCCCUGGAGCCAAAUUGCCCAGGGGCAAAAAGCAGAUCAUGCUUUUUUUUUUGAAAGAGGGAAGUGGGUGUUGAAACAAAGCUGCUGAUUGUUUGCCAAUCGGGGAGAGAGAUAAGGGACGCUAGAGAUAAAGGAGGCUGCCUGGGAGUGGGGAGGUAAAGACAGCAAACUUACAAAGGGGGGAAACAGGAAGACUAAAGCAAUAAGGAGAGAAAUUAGAAGAGAAGGAGGAGCAAAAAACUGCUGCAGCUCAGGAAAAGACACUAAGGCAAACAAGAGGGAAGGGAGUGUUGAAAGGAAACAGCUGAUCAGUGGGAUCGGAAGAGAGAUAACAGAUGCUAGUGGAGGCUGCCUGGGAGGGGGGAAGUAAAAGCCCAUGGAUCCUUAGGAUUUUUACAUUGGGUCACCCCAAAUUCACCAUCAGAUCACAUAGCAUGUCCAUGGCUACAGCCUGCACCAAGAAAAUCACACACCCACUGUUUCUUGGGGCUGCAAUGAUGCAAAAAUGUGGUUACAAAGCACGGAUCCCCAUGGAUUCUCAGGAUUUUUGCAUUGGGUCACCCCAAAUUCACCAUCAGAUCCUCCUCCAAAAACGAGGUGCGACUUAUGGUCAGGUGCGUCUUAUGGAGCAAAAAAUAUGGUAUAUUUUGUAGUUUUCAAUGCGCGGCGGCAGCCUUAUAGGCUUAGGGCGUGGGUCGGCAACAGAGCGCCCAUGGGCACCCAUGCGCCCUCAGAGGCCUUCACUGGUGCCUACGGGAUUCUGUAGAAAUUGGGCUUGAAGGAAGAAGCACGAAGAAGCCUUCUGUCAACUGUUGUGCAAUGUAUACUUCUGGGAUAUUUUACUUUGGAUAAAGAAUACCUACAAGAUACUCACUUGCAGAGAAGAAAAGAAGGCUUUGUUUAAUCUUAAUUGUGGUGGAGAGAUCUCACCUGGGGAGGAAGGAGUCAGCACACACCCCACUGUGCCAAGUUAGGGGGUAUUUUUCCUAGUUGCCGUUAAAGGAGAAGAAGCUGCCAUUUUGUCUGAUUCGACUGGUGGCUCAGAAACUAUGUUUGCUGCAGAGCUGAUCUCUUAGCUGGGCUCACUGCACCUCCUUGUCCUGCUUUGUCUCCUCCUCCCCCCAAACCCCAAUCACCACUUUAGCAGCGUUAUUUUCCGCUGAAUUGUUUCCAGGUUGGGCCCAAGAUUGUAAGCGGUGAUUGGCCGCUUGAUUGUUGGGGAGGAGGGAGAGAUGCCUAAAAUCGCUCAGCUGUCGGAACGAAGUGCGAGCGGUUGUGUUCUGCGUUCUGGUGGGUGAGUCAUUUUAGGCAACCCCCCCCCCCCCAACAAUUAAGCAGCCAAUCGCCGCUUACAAUCUCAGGCUCGCACCACAAAACCAUUUGCGUGUCCCCCCUCAGCACUACCCGUGUAUAAAUUUUGAACCUCAUUUUUGGGUCAAAGAAGCUUGUCUUAUACACAGAAAAAUACGGUAUUGUGAUGUUGGCAUCUGUAUAUGUAACCUGAAUGCUGUUGUGCUAGCACUCUCUCUCUCUCUCUCUCUCUCUCUCUCUCUCUCUCUAAAUAUAGAUAUAUAUAUAUCAGAAUUUUUUAAAUGCAGCAGCCUUGUUUAUCUUUAGGGCCUCAUAUGAUGAAAGGAUAUUUUGGAACAGAGAGAUUAUUCCUUGCUGCAUGUCUUACCCUUUUGAGAUGGAGGAGACGACUUCUGCUGCCGCCUUCCUGGCUUUCAAAUGGCAUAAUAAAUUUGCUUUUAUAGGUUCACAGGUGCCUGCUUCAGAAUACAUCGUCGAUGUGGAGUCGAUGAACAUAUUCCCAGUUGGCUGGUGUGAAGCGAAUGCUUACAAGCUCUCGACGCCGCAUAAAGCCAUGUGUAAGUACACAAAAGAGCAAAAUUUGGGCUGUUAACCUUUACUGUGUUGUUUCAGCAGCUAGGCCUUAGUUGGCGGAAGGCGAAGCGAUUCGGCAAGCUUCCGGGCUGUUGCUGCUUUCAUAGAAUCAUAGAAUCAUAGAGUUGGAAUAGACCACAAGGGCCAUCGAGUCCAACCCCCUGCCAAGCAGGAAACACCAUCAGAGCACUCCUGACAUAUGGUUGUCAAGCCUCUGCUUAAAGACCUCCAAAGAAGGAGACUCCACCACACUCCUUGGCAGCAAAUUCCACUGUCGAACAGCUCUUACUGUCAGGAAGUUCUUCCUAAUGUUUAGGUGGAAUCUUCUUUCUUGUAGUUUGGAUCCAUUGCUCCGUGUCCGCUUCUCUGGAGCAGCAGAAAACAACCUUUCUCCCUCCUCUAUGUGACAUCCUUUUAUAUAUUUGAACAUGGCUAUCAUAUCACCCCUUAACCUCCUCUUCUCCAGGCUAAACAUGCCCAGCUCCCUCAGCCGUUCCUCACAAGGCAUCGUUUCCAGGCCUUUGACCAUUUUGGUUGCCCUCCUCUGGACACGUUCCAGUUUGUCAGUGUCCUUCUUGAACUGUGGUGCCCAGAACUGGACACAGUACUCCAGGAGGGAGAGGGAUGGGAGAGGGAUGAGGAUGAGUACUCCAGGAGGGAGAGGGAUGCAGUCACAGCCUCGCAAAUUGUGCGAUUAUACUUGGUUGGGAACCUGGCACAGCAAAACCCACUUCUGUUGAUGCAGCCUAGAAUAGCAUUAGCUUUUUUUUGCUACUGCAUCACCCUGUUGACUCAUGUUAAGCUUGUGGUCCACCAAGACCCCAGUAUCCUUUUCACAUAUACAGUGGUACCUUGGUUCUCAAAUUUAAUCCCUUCUGGAAGUCUGUUCCAAAACCAAAGCAUUCCAAAACCAAGGUGCGCUUUCCCAUAAAAUGUAAUGCAAAACAGAUUGAUCCGUUCCAGACUUUUAAAAACAACCCCUAAAACAGCAAUUUAACAUGAAAUUUACUCUCUAACAAGACCAUUGAUCCAUAAAAUGAAAGCAAGAAACAAUGUACUGCAGUCACACAAUCAAUCAAUCAAUCAGUAGUUGAACUGGGUUCCACACAAUCACAAAAACAAACCAAAAAGUGCCGCAAAAACAAAAACACAAAAUAGAUAGCAAAAACAGACCCCUCAGCGUGGCACUCAAAAUAGAAGUGUGGCGCUUAAAUUGGAAGCAUAACAUUCAAAUCGGAAGUAUAACACUCAAAAUGGAAGUGUGGCACUCAAAUUGGAAGCGUGGCACUCAAAAGGGAGCACGUUCAGCUUUCGAAAAAAGUUCACAAUCCGGAACAAUUACUUCUGGGUUUGCAGAGUUUGGGUUCCAAGUUGUUUGAGUACCAAGACAUUUGAGAACCAAGGUACUACUGUACUGCUAGUAAGUCAGGUGCCCCUCCAUCCUAUAUUUGUGCAACUGGUUCAUCCUGCCUAUGUGCAGGACUUGACAUUUGUCCCUAUUGAAAUUCCUUUUGUUUGUUUGGGCCCAGUUCUCCAGCAGCCCCAAAGAUGGAUCUCUCACCUCAACCCUAGCUUGACCCCGUGGGGCUGCAUUUCCCUAGGGCGCCUACUCCUUGAGUAAAGAAAAAAUCGUCUCAUGGGAGCAGGUUCACAACUGUAUUUUAAAAUUAAUGGUUGGGGAAUAAGGUGGUUGAAAACAAUGAGAAGGAACUAUGGGCUCUAUUAGUUUGCUGUUUGGUGGGUCAGGAUGGGACAUAGCUUGCCUCUUGAAUGUAAAAUACAGAAUGGAACAAAUGGCAAACCUUCCACAGAAAUUUGCAGGUCAUGUUGGAAAAUACGAAGAGCAAAACACAUUCGGCUUUUAAAAUCAAGGAGUUAUGUCCAAUUUGGGAGAACACAACAGAGGCAGCAGUACACAGCCUUCAUUGCUAUUAAUGCAUUAAGUGAAUAAAGACACCAGGGGUAAUCAAGCAUGCAAAAUCCAGCAGCGUAAUAAGAUUGUUGGUGUAUUAUUAUUAUUAAAGUACAGAUCCUGUAAAAGCAAGAUGAGUGAUCUUGCGGAGAGUCUUUCAGCCUGCUUCUUAAUGAAGCUGAAGCCUAAUUGUUUGCCGCUCACACAGUUAAGCAAGCCAGCAUUUAAUAUCUCAGUCAGUGCAGUUAUGCCAAAGAGGUGUCCAUGUUACUGGGGCUGCGUAUGCAAACAGCUACAACUCCCAGCACCCUUAGGAAACUAUAUUUCCCAGGAUUCAGGUGGGAGCCAGAUGCUUUAAUAAUAAUAAUAAUUAUUAUUAUAAUACAGUCGUACCUUGUUUUGCUGCCCCGGCCACUAGCCGAAAAGGACGCAGAGCAAAGUGCUGCAUCUGUGCAUGCGCACGGAGCGGUUUGCGCUUCUGCACAUGCGCAAAGGGCAAUUUAGCGCUUCUGCGCGAGCGGCAAACCCAGAAAUAACCUGUUGCAGUAUUUCCGGGUUUGCCGCGGAGGUUCGCCGGAAUGGACGCUAGACAAGGCGGAUGUUCAUGGAGGUAUUACUGUAAUAAUAAUGAUAAUAAUAAUAAUUUAUUAUUUAAAGCCCAUCCAUCUGGGUGGGUUUCCCCAGCCACUCUGGAUGUCUUCCAACAGAAUAAUAAUAAUAAAGCAACAAAACAUCAAACAUCCUAAACAAGGAUGCCUUCUAAAAGUCAGAUAGUUGUUUAUUUCCUUGACAUCUGCUGGGAGGGUGUUCCACAGGGCAGGCGCCACUACUGAGAAGGCCCUCUGCCUGGUUCCCUGUAGCUUUGCUUCUCGCAAUGAGGGAACCGCCAGAAGGCCCUCGGUGCUGGACCUCAGUGUCCAGGCUGAACGAUGGGGGUGGAGACCCUCCUUCAGGUAUACUGGGCCGAGGCCGUUUAGGGCUUUAAAGGUCAGCACCAACACUUUGAAUUGUGCUCGGAAACUUUAAAAGUUUGGUGUGUGCAUACAGCCUAAUUUGCAGCCCGCAUAACACCUGGUAUGCAGUGUGAACUUCAUUGUGUGUGAUAGCAUUAUGUUAAGAUCUUAAGUGAAAAUUCUCAAAGGAUAAUUUUUUGGCUCUGAAACCGGAGAGUGGGAGAUUUGGGGCAGGUGCAGCGAACAUGGACGUUGCUGAUAUUUUGGAGUCCCCCUGACGUUACUCUUGUUUGAACGAAGAGUGGAAUAGAAAUGCUAACCAAAGCCUAACAAAACGCCUGGAGGGCCACAGGUUCCCCAUCCGUACCUAGCACAGUGCAGUUAAUAAAAUCGACAGCUGUUUGUCGUAACCGCUGCAUUGAUCUUCCAUGUUCAGAGGCAGAACCUAUUUGGGUGCCAAACCCUUGGAGGUUUGUGGAGGGUCAGGCUGGCCUUGUAAACUUCACCAGGUCUACUUGGCUAUGUCUGGGGACCAAAUGAACUUCUAAUUUGAUCCAGCAAAGCAGUUAUUAUGUGUUCGGGGGUGGGGGGUGGGAAUCUGGUCUUGCUUGCAGAUUUGAAGUCGUCGUCCCCCCCCCCCCGCCGAGAACAGAAUCUGUUAGACGUUUACAAGCCUGCAUUACCAAAAUUGUGUUGUUCUCGCUCUCUCGCUCUGCAGUGCAAAGGAAGAGGAAGAUUGCCGUCGUGCAGCCCGAAAAGCAGUAAGUAGGCACUUAAAAUGUAAAUAACACAGCAGCUUUAAUAUGCAAAUAAUAAAUAAGAUUUGCAGCUAAGCCGAAUGGCGGUCGUGCUGUAGCUUACAGCACAGAGUGUGCAUAGAUAUUCUCCUUAAAACGAUGCCUGUGCGCAUGGUUAGAAUGCGCAUUGUCUGACUUGGGUGAGCACAGGUUUGCGUGUUUUCAUCUGCGGAUCUUAAGGGGAUGUCUAAAAAAACCCCUCAUGUAUUGGUUGUGUCUGAAUGGGCAGGCGGGGUGGGUGGGCAGAAUUCGAUCCCCCUACCCACCUUGUGGGACGCGGGUGGCGCUGUGGGUUAAACCACUGAGCCUCUUGGGCUUGCCGAUCAGAAGGUCGGCGGUUCGAAUCCCCGCGACGGGGUGAGCCCCCAUUGCUCAGUCCCUCCUCCUGCCAACCUAGCAGUUCGAAAGCACAUCAAAGUGCAAGUAGAUAAAUAGGUACCACUCUGGCAGGCAGGUAAACGCGUUUCUGUGCGCUGCUCUGCUUCGCCAGAAGCGGCUUAGUCAUGCUGGCCACAUGAUCCAGAAGCUGUGCGCCGGCUCCCUCGGCCAAUAAAGCGAGAUGAGCGCCGCAACCCCAGAAUCGGUCACGACUGGCCCUAAUGGUCAGGGGUCCCUUUACCUUUACCUUUACCCACCUUGUGUCAGGGACUUGAGCCUGCUGAUACUCUCCUUGUAGGGAAGGCGGGGCAGUCUACCAUUUGGCGACCAGAGCAGGUUUAAGUCUCUUGUGUCAAUUCACAAUUCCCUAAACAGCUUAAGCCCAACAUACCUUUACAGCUCCCUGAUUCCUUAUGUUCCACCUCGAUUGCCAAAAUCUGUUGAUGGGGUGUUUUCGGUGCUCCUCCAUGUCUCUGGGGUUCCAGGGACCCAAGCUUUUAGUGUGCGGAACUCCUGGCCACUAGAAACUUCCUGGGAUUUGUUCCUGCUUUCUUUAAGCCAUCUUUUUUAAAAACGGUACUGUGUAGACAGGCCCUUGAAACAUGAUAACAAAACAAAACAUUAGCCAGUCUUUUUUAUGUUGUUGUAGCGCUGACUUUUUUAUGUUAUAGAGUGCCUUGUUAGAUUUGCUAUGAAAGUGCAGUUUGUCACCGUGUAGAUAAAAUAAAUAAUAAUAAUAACGUAAGGGAACAUAACUCGUAACCUUAACAUUGGAAAUGUGGAGAGGCCGCAAUGAAUAAAUAUGACGUCUUUUCGACAGGCAGCCCUGAUCCAUCCUCAGGUUUCACAGAAUUUAAAUGUAGGUUUUUGUCAUCCAUCAGGUUACCACACGGAGAGCCUGUGGAGAAAAAAAUUCACGAGCCAUGCAUGCUUCCACAGACAGACGCAAUAGGUGAGUUUUUUGGGUGCUGUUAAAUGAACCUUGUGGGCAUGGAAGCAAUUGCAUCAGGGUUGGAGAACCUGUGGCCUUUUAGACAUUGUUUGACUACAGAUCCCAGUGUCCCCUGCCAGCAUAGCCAAUGGUCAGGAAUAAUGGGAGUUGUAGUCUUAUAGCAUCUGGGAAGCAGCAAGGUUCUUCAUCUGUGCUUUACAUGAAUCCUGACCAUUAUGGGCACCACUGUACCACCAUUAAAUGUUCCUGUAAUUAGCAUUUUAAUUUUGGCUCACUCCUCAGAUUUAGCACUCGUGGCUAAAUCUGUGGGUUAAACCACAGAGCUUAGGACUUGCCAAUCAGAAGGUCGGCAGUUCGAAUCCCUGCGAUGGGAUGAGCUCCCGUUGCUCGGUCCCUGCUCCUGCCAACCUAGCAGUUCGAAAGCAUGUCAUACUGCAAGUAGAUAAAUAGGUACCACUCCGGCAGGCAGGUAAACGUGUUUCCGUACGCUGCUCUGCUUCGCCAGAAGCGGCUUAGUCAUGCUGGCCACAUGACCCGGAAGCUGUGCGCCGGCUCCCUCGGCCAAUAAAGUGAGAUGAGCGCACAACCCCAGAGUCGGUCACAACUGGACCUAAUGGUCAGGGGUCCCUUUACCUUUAGGACCUCAAAAUGGGGCAGACAUCUGCCCCCUCAAUCACCUGUAUUGCAGAUAUUAAUAUUACACAACUUGAAGCAAUAGGAUGACUCCUCUUGGAUGAAUAAAAACUGACUCUUCUUGGAAUAAAAAAUUGUCCAGACCCAAAAUACGGUUUCAAAGCUUUACUAACAGAAAUUCCUUCAAAACAUAAUAAUCAAUGUUGCAUCCAAAGAGUCGUGUAAUAUCAUGUGCGUGUCAGGCACAGGUUGAUCUUCUUGCAAAUUUGAAAUAGCUCCAAGCAGAACUAAAAUCAAAAGUCUGCCUCUCUCCACACAGCCUCCAUUAGCCUGGAACUGUUUUCUGUGCAGGAGAGACCUCAUAAUCACAUCCUUUGCUCUAUGUGGCUCCCAGAGAAAGACUCAAAGGUCCUUCCCUUCGAAAUGGAGAUUUGCAACUGAAUAACCCUCUCCUGUGAUCUAAAGUUAAGCACCAUGUUGAGAGCUAGCGGAGAACAUCCUAUGUGCGUUAUCAACCCAUUUAGGUGCUCAGAGAGCUCUUCUUAGCUUCAGUGGAAUUUCCCCAACCAGCAGUAGACAUAUAGAGCACACCCAGAGUUAUUUUCCAUUUCAGUGCACAAUUCAGCGUUUAUACUUCACAACCUGCCCCAGCUAUGAGGACAGCCCCUGUCACACUCACUCAGAGAGAGAAGCUUUUCGCACCUCUUUUCAGAGCAGACAUGAGGGAGUGUGUGUAAUUCUGGCAUCCAGUGAAAUGUGGGUGUAUUUAAGGGGGUGUCUUCAAUGUAGGAGAAGCUGAGCCAGUGCAAAGAGGAAUAGCAAACAGUUGCUGGUACAUUUUGGAGGGGAUAUUUCCUGAGGCCUUUCAAGGGCACUGUAGGAGGUACUGGGGGUGGGACAGUGGUGCCCACGGGCUCCAGAUUGGCAAUCCUAGUUGCUUGUUCUUCAUUCCAAUAUGCUGGAUGAUGAUGAUGAUGAUGAUGAUAAUAAUAAUAACAACAAUUUAUUACUUAUACCCCACCCAUCUACCUGGGUUUCCCUAGCCACUCCGGGCGGCUUCCAACAGAAUAUUAAAAUACAAUAACCUAUUAAACAUUAAAAGCUUCCCUAAAGAGGGCUGCCUUCAGAUGUCUUCUGAAAGUCUUGUACAGUGGUACCUCGGGUUAAGUACUUAAUUCGUUCCGGAGGUACGUUCUUAACCUGAAACUGUUCUUAACCUGAAGCACCACUUUAGCUAAUGGGGCCUCCCACUGCCGCCACGCCACCGGAGCACGAUUUCUGUUCUUAUCCUGAAGCAAAGUUCUUAACCUGAAGCACUAUUUCUGGGUUAGCGGAGUCGGUAACCUGAAGCGUAUGUAACCUGAAGUGUAUGUAACCCGAGGUACCACUGUAGUUGUUUUUCUCUUUGACAUCUGAUGGGAGGGCGUUCCACAGGGCGGGUGCCACUACCGAGAAGGCCCUCUGUCUGGUUCCCUGUAACCUCUCUUCUCGCAAUGAGGGAACCGCCAGAUGGCCCUCAGCGCUGGAUCUCAGUGUCCGGGCUGAACGAUGGGGGUGGAGACGCUCCUUCAGGUAUACUGGACCGAGGCCAUUUAGGGCUUUAAAGGUCAGCACCAACACUUUGAAUUGUGCUCGGAAACGUACUGGGAGCCAGUGUAGGUCUUUCAAGACCGGUGUUAUAUGGUCUCGGAUGGUAGCUAGGAGAGAGAAAAAGUUGCUCAGUGAGGAUGCAGGAGGAAUGUUGGACCAUGUGCUUCUUCACUGCAGGUACCAUCAAUGGGAGAUACAGCUGCCCUGCGCUGUUCAUCAAUCACCGCUGUUUCUCAGGACCACACCUGAACAAAGGAAGAUUGGCCGAGCUUCCUCAGUCUGUUGGCCCGGGCAAGUGCGUGCUGGUUCUUAAAGAGGUGAGGGUUGUGUUGAAGGGAUGGGGCCGAAAUUCAUAGAAUUGGCAGGGACCACGAGGGUCAUCUAUUCCAACCCCCUGCAAUGCAGGAAUCUGUCUGCCCAUUUGGGGCUCGAACCCACGACCUUGAGAGAAAGAAUCUCGUGCUCCACCCACUGUGUUUCGUUUGGCCGGCCUUUUUAUCCAAAUUAAUUUGUAUCUCCUGGACUGAAACAACAUGAUUUUCCUUAUGGAUCCUUCAUUGCUCUCAAAAAAUCUUUUCUCUCAGGCCGUCGGCUAACUAAAUAAUCCAUGGCCUUUUAAAAUGUGUUGGGCGUGUGUGUGUUAAUGUUUUUGUUUAAAAAUGUUAUGCAUUUUUGUGGUUUUAUAUUGUAAACCACCCUGCGAUCCUCGGGUGAAGGGCAGUCUAGAAACUGUCAUCUUGCAAUACUGUUCUCGGCUCAAAAAGUGCACCAAACUGCAUUUUAAAAGAAUUGUAUUUGGUGAUGAAAUGUGUCUAAAAAGGCAUAUAUAAAUAUCCAACUCAAUAUUAAUCUUUGGGUGGAUUAAUGCAGAAACAGAAGGAAGAUUGACCUUUCCAACUCGGCCAUUCAAUGAUUCUUUUUUUUAAUAUAUAUUUUUAUUAAUUUUUUUAAACAUAUCAUUUUCAACAAAUAUAAAACAUACUUUUAUAUCUUAUACAGGUUUUUUUUUUUUUACUUCCAUGAAUCUCAUCUGAAAAUUUUCCAAUCUUUUCCACUUAAUUUACAUUUCUUAAUUUCACUAUUACAUUUAAAUAUCAUAACUAAUGUCUCCCUUCUUUAUCUUCUUUGCAAUAUUUCAUAUAUUCCUCCUUGCAAAACUUCUUGUAGUCCUACUAGCGUAAUUUGUUGAUUACAGUUGCUCUUCAAAUAGUUCCAUUCCAUGAUUCUAAAGGUAAAGAUAAAGGGACCCUUGACCAUUGGGUCCAGUCGUGGCCGACUCUGGGGUUGCGGCACUCAUCUCUCUUUAUUGGCCGAGGAAGCCGGCGUACAGCUUCCCGGUCAUGUGGCCAGCAUGACUAAGCCACCUCUGGCGAACCAGAGCAGCGCACAGAAACGCCGUUUACCUUCCCGCCGGAGUGGUACCUAUUUAUCUACUUGCACUUUGACAUGCUUUCGAACUGCUAGGUUGGCAGGAGCAGGGACUGAGCAACGGGAGCUCACCCUGUCGUGGGGAUUCGAUCCACCAACCUUCUGAUCGGCAAGCCCUAGGCCCUGUGGUUUAACCCACAGCACCACCCACGUCCCUUCCAUGAUUCUAAGAAGUCCGAAAUGCUAUGAUCUCUCUCUAUCCUCCAUCCUCCAUUUUGCUUUCUUUGGGCAGGUUCUGAGCAUGGUGAUCAACUCUGCUUACAAACCCGGGAGUGUAUUGCGGGAGCUGCAGCUUGUUGAAGACCCCAGGUGGAAUUUCCAGGAGGAGACCCUCAAAGCAAAGUAAGGGAUCCUUUCACUUCCUCCUUUUAAACUUGGGGGUGGCGUUGAGCAGGGAUGAGGGUCCGCUUUUCUGCUGUGAUGAGGCAGGAGAAGACGCCCAGUCUGUUUGCUUCCAUCCUCCCUCAAUCGUGCUCGUUUGGAAUCCAUCCCUGGUGUGGCCACAGGAGGGUGGGAUUGAAAGCAGUGUGGCAUAGCGGUUAGAGCGUCAGACUAGGUCCCUGGAGACCAGGGUUUGAACCCCAAAGGAAGCUUCAGUGGUAGUUAUGUAUGUGACUGCACCCAUCCAUGAGUGUUUUAUACCCCACAAAAACUUCCUCUAUGCUUCCCAUCUACACCGGUUGGUUUUGCAUUGUGUAUUUGUAUUGUAUUCAUUAUCCUGAAUGGGGGAACUGUGGCCCUGAAGGACCAGAUGCGCAGCCUGGGAGUCAUUUUGGACUCACAGCUAUCCAUGGAGGCGCAGGUCAAUUCUGUAUCCAGGGCAGCUGUCUACCAGCUCCACCUGGUACUCAGGCUGAGACCCUACCUGCCCUCAGACUGUCUCGCCAGAGUGGUGCAUGCUCUGGUUAUCUCCCGCUUGGACUACUGCAAUGUGCUCUACGCGGAAACUACAACUAAUCCAGAAUGCAGCAGCUAGACUGGUGACUGGGAGCAGCCGCCGGGACCACAUAACACCGGUCUUGAAAGACCUACAUUGGCUCCCAGUACGUUUCCGAGCACAAUUCAAAGUGUUGGCGUUGACCUUUAAAGCCCUAAACGGCCUCAGCCCAGUAUACCUGAAGGAGCGUCUCCACCUCCAUCGUUCUGCCCAGACGCUGAGAUUCAGCGCCAAGGGCCUUCUGGCGGUUCCCUCAUUGCGAGAAGCAAAGCUACAGGGAACCAGGCAGAGGGCCUUCUCAGUAAUGGCGCCAGCACUGUGGAACGCCCUCCCAUCAUAUGUCAAAGAGAUAAACAACUACCUGACAUUCAGAAGACAUCUGAAAGCAGCCCUGUUCAGGGAAGUUUUUAAUGUGUGACAUUUUGGUGUAUUUUUUGUCUUUGUUGGAAACCGCCCAGAGUGGUUGGGGAAACAAAUAAUAAAUACAAAUAAUAUAUAAUUAUUAUUAUGAUUAUAAUUAUAAAUUAUUAUUAUUAUUAUUAUUAUUAUUAUUAUUAUUAUUAUUUCUGGAAUUUCCACAACACGGAAUUCUGGAAUUCAGAAAUACAGUGGAACCUUGGUUUUCGAACGUAAUCCAUUCCAUAAGACCGUUCGACUUCUGAAACAUUCUACUACUGAGACGCAAUGGGCGGCCAGCAAUUUCAAUGGAGAAAUGCGCCUUGGAAGCCGUUCGAAUUCCGAUGCGCUUUAGAAAACGGAAGCAUUCACUUCCGGGUUUUCAGCAUUCGGGUUUCAAAUUGUUCAGCUUCCAAGAUGCUUGAAAACAGAGGUUCCACUGUAAAACAGAUGCAUUUUGCAGGCAUGUUAACGGACAUUUGCUUACCUCUCCCCACGUCACUUUUUAGAUUUUUAAAAUAUACUUUAUAUACCACGUUUGCACAGAAGGGCAGUCAAAAACAGUAACAAAAAAUAAGCACGCCUCGCACAGUUAUCUUACUUAACUGUUGGAAGACUGUGUGUUCCUGUUUAUUGGACACAAUUUAUUCUAAUGAAUGCAUUAUCCGGUGUCCCUUUCGGUUUGCCCCAACAUAAGGUCUGGGACGCAGGUGGCGCAGUGGGUUAAACCACACAGCCUAGGACUUGCUGAUCAGAAGGUCGGCGGUUCGAAUCCCCGUGACGGGGUGAGCUCCCGUUGCUCGGUCCCUGCUCCUGCCAACCUAGCAGUUUGAAAGCACGUCAAAGUGCAAGUAGAUAAAUAGGCACCACUCCAGCGGGAAGGUAAAUGGUGUUUCCGUGCACUGCUCUGGUUCACCAGAAGCGGUUUAGUCAUGCUGGCCACAUGACCCGGAAGCUGUACACCGGCUCCCUCGGCAGGUAAAGCGAGAUGAGCGCCGCAACCCCAGAGUCGGUCACGACUGGAUCUAAUGGUCAGGGGUCCCUUAACCUUAAGGUCUGCGAACUUGCUUUUUUUUAUAUAAAAAGAAACCACAUGUAAAUUGUCUUUGCUUCUUUUGCAUGAAAUUCUGCAUUCUGCGCAUCAUUACUUUGGAUGUGCACGCAAUGAGAUAGCAGGGCUGGCUGUAAAUCCCUAUUGUGAACAAGGCCAUCUGGGCAUUCUGGCUGUCUAAGAUUGGUGGUGGGUCCCCCCCCCCUUCGAAGUUCUCUUAUGUGGGUCAUUACUUUGGAAAUCUUUGAUCCUUGCCCCUUUAGCGUCGGUUGUAAUACAUUUAAUUAGAAAAGCAAAAUGGAUUUUACUUGUGGAAUCCUUAAUGCUACAAUUGACGCAAAGCCCAGUGAACUUUAAAGUCUUGCAGCGCCGCCGGCUAAUAGCUUCUGAUGUGGGGGGUUGGGUUUUUUUAUUGCUCAAAGGUAGCUGGCAAAAUGAAAGUCUCGUUGGAGCAACGAUUAUGCUGUUAAUAAUAUGGAUAUCCAGGGUGACAUCAUUCAGUCCAGUGGUCUUUUUACUAGCAGGCGGAGAAGUCUUGCAUGCUAUAAAAUCAGUGGUAGGGAACCUUCAGCCCUCGAGUUUAAUCAGCCCCCACCCCACCCCAUUUGGCCCAGGCACCUGUUUGCUUGUUUGCUGCUUUGUUGCGAAGCUGUGUCCACUUCCCUUGAUUAUAUAUUGCAUAAAGGUAAAGGGACCCCUGACCAUUAGGUCCAGUCGUGGCCGACUCUGGGGUUGCGGCGCUCAUCUCGCUUUAUUGGCCGAGGGAGCCGCCGUACAGCUUCCGGGUCAUGUGGCCAGCAGGACUAAGCCGCUUCUGGCGAACCAGAACGGCACACGGAAAUGCCGUUUACCUUCCCGCCGGAAUGGUACCUAUUUAUCUACUUGCACUUUGAGGUGCUUUCGAACUGCUAGGUUGGCAGGAGCAGGGACCGAGCAACGGGAGCUGACCCUAUCAUGGGGAUUCAAACCGCCGACCUUCUGAUCGGCAAGUCCUAGGCUCUGUGGUUUAACCCACAGCACCACCCGCGUCCCUAUAUAUUGCAUAGAAUUGGAAGGGACCACCAGAGCUAUCUAGUGCAACACUCUGCAAUGCAGGAAUCGUUCGCCCAGUCUCACAACAUUUGUAUACAGUCGACUCUCGGCUCACGCGAGGUUUACAUUUUGGAGAUUUCAGCUCAUAAAGCCAAGCUUGUGUAGAUUUUAUGUAUUUAUUUAGUAAAUUUGUAUACCGCCCUUCAUUCUGGAACAAAUAAUAUAACAAAUGGUCAGUAAACAAAAAACAAAAAACCCCUGCACCUAGUAAAAACAACAACCCAAUGUUCAAAAAUUAGAAUCAGCAAUAAUCUAAAAGCAGAUUAAAACGCAUGACAACAUUCCACAUGUCCGGGUAGGGUUGCCUAAACAAAAAAUGUUUUAAGGAGGCACUGAAAAGAGUCCAGCGAAGGCAUCGGUCUGAAUCCCUAGGCAGGGAGUUCCAGAGAGUGCUGCCACACUGCAAGAUCAAUUUCUGCCACAUACAGAAUAUUAUGUGGCACCUGUAACAGGGCAAGUUCUCUAAGGGGUUGAAUGGACACCUAUGGGGUUAAACAAUAUUCACCUGAUGUCACGUGUGAUGUCAGAUUUCGAUUUUCCUCUUCCCCCCUCUGUCAUUUUCCCCUUGUGCCUUGCAUUUUUUAAUUUUAAUUUUUAAGAUUGUGAGCUUGCAUGUAGGGACUGUCUUGUUUUGACUGUAUUUAAGCUGCUCUGGGAGUCUUUUUGGCUGAAGAGGGAGGUAUAAAUGCUCCAGAUAGAUAGAUAGAUGAUAGAUAGAUAGAUAUGGCUGGACCAUAAGGGGGUUUGCAGCAACUGGGCUUUGCAUCCACCAGCAGCCAUCUGAUCUGUUGCUGCUUGCAAAAUGCUGUACCCUUGCCCACAAAGUUUGAUUUCAAAUAUUGAACCCUGGAGAGUCACUGCCAGCCAGGGUAGGCAGGUGCCGAGCUAGCUGGGCCCGUGACCUGUGUAACGUUUGCCGUGUUGCGACAACCCACCCGCACAGGUACAGAGGCAAAACCUACAGGGCCACAGUCAAGAUUGUCCGCACGUCUGAUCAAGUCCUGGAUUUCUGCCGGAGAGUUUGCGCUAAGCUGGAGUGCUGCCCGAAUUUAUUCAGCCCCAUCCCAGUUACUGAAGCCUGCCCGGAAAACUGCUCCGUUCACACCAAAACGAAAUAUAGUGAGUAUGAUGGAACUGCAUUGGCUCGUGGAAGUUUCCUGCCAACUUGCCCAGUUAUCUUUGGGGACAGAUGGAACGUUUCGUGUUCAGAAAGAGGAAAGAUGACCCCUUUCCCUAAAAGCCAAAGAGUGGGAAGAAGCUAAGCAGGUGUGAGGAACCUGUGACCCUUCAGAUGUAACCCUCCCAACAUCCCUGACUGUUGGCCAUGUUGCCUGGGACAGGUGAAAGCCGAGGUUCAGCUGUGGACAUCUGCAGUCAAACCUAGCCAUGCUAGUUAGUAUAUGAAGGGGUUAAGGUCCACAGAGUUCUAAUUUGCUAGAGUAGGUUCGGUGAUGUCACAUCCCCUCUUCUCCUGAGAGGGAGGAAGGCUUGUUUCCUGUUCCUUCUCUCUCUCUGCCUCUCUCAUUCUCCCACUCUAUUUACUCUGCAAGCAACAGAGGCAGAAAUGCCUCACCUUAGCUCUCUGCCUCAGACGUGUGUCUGAAGCUGCCUUUGCUAUAUUUUACUACCCAAGAACAUUUGCCUGCAUUUCUUAUUGUUGCACAAAGGCUAAUGCAUGACCGUGACCUCGGAUUAAGUAAGUACAGCCUUUUUAAACUUACUUCGGAGUGUGGUCUGUUUCAUUGCAUGAGGGUUAGGAAGGGGGCCCGCCACCUCAGGCAGCUGGAACAUAAUGACCAAAGGUUUAAUAACCUAUUCUUACACUCAUUUAAUGUGCCUCAACGAUGGGAUUUAAACUCUGUAAUGUGCAAGCCCUGUUUAUAACAGGCACCAGCCACCCCACCCCCCUUUAUUAAUUAAUUUGCAUCCUCUGUAGAUGAUUAAAUAAUAUAUCCUCUGACAGAUUCCCAUCACGAACAACAUCUGGAGGGCCACAGGUGACAAUGAACACAGGUUAGGAUGACUAAAUACAGUCAUACCUCGGGUUACAGGUGCUUCGGGUUGCGCGAUUUCGGGUUGCACAGAACCCAGAAGUACUGGAACGGGUUACCUCCGGGUUUCGGCGUUUGUGCAUGCGCAGAAGCAUUAAAUCACGCUUUGUGCAUGUGCAGAAGCACCGAAUCGCAACCCACGCGUGUGCAGACACAGCGCUGCGGAUUGCGAACGUGCUUCCCGCAUGGAUCACGUUCGCAACCCGAGCGUCCACUGUAGUGGAAUGAACAGUUGAACUUUUUGCACAUCCCUAGCACUAAAGAGCUGUUUAGCACCGAUCAGCCACUUAGUCUCAGUCAGCUGCUAAGGAAUGUCCCGAAAUCAUGAGAGUAUAGUGUAAUCCCCCUGCCGUUGCUGCCUGGAUUAGCUCCAUAGGCUUAGGUUAGUUCGACGACUAACCAGGUGUAUUUUUGAUGUUCGUCUUCCACUCCAGCUUAUUAUUGUGGAAAGAGGAGGAAAGUCAUCAAGGCUCCAGCUGGAGAAAACAACAGCCGCAGCCCGGAGAGCAGGCAUGGCAAGCCAGCCAGGCGCAGGAAGAUGCAGAAGCCCAUUCCAGCGCAAAGGAAGAGUCAGCCAUCUAUAACAGACCUAGCGGAAUCCGCGGAGGUGAAUUUUUGGAUUAAAAAAUCUUAUUUCUUUCAAAAGCAAAUUGUCAGUGGAACGUGAGUUGAUAGAGUCUUGAGAAGGUAGAGGAGAAGGUGCAAUAUCAGGAAUAAUUUCUCAUUUUGUCUUUUAAACUCUUUCUCCCUGCUAGUAGAAAGCUAGCAUAUCAUGGAAAGUGCUAGGGCCUUUCCCCGAUAAGAUAGCUUUUGCAAGCCUGCCAGAUUCGCAGUUCCUAAAUCAGUAAGCAGACAGGAACGAAACUGCCCUGCAAAAUUCACACACCUCCAAAAAUUGCAAUGCACUUAUCCAAGUAAAAAGUGUGCACGGUAAUGUGUUUAUUAGUUAAAUCAGCCUACAGAGCCGCAUUAAAUUUGGCGGAGGCAAGAGGUAGCUUUAAGAAAUGCAUAUAUCGGCCAUGACUGCACUCACAAAAAUGUGCAUAUUUGGAAAAAUCAGCACCAAAAAUGCAUGUGAUUAUUUUUGUGCAUAAUUUUAUCGUGAAUAAGUGGAAAUGGGCAAAUUGGACUUUAAGUUGGGGAAAUAAGAAACCGGAGCAAUUAUCACACUUUGUGACUUAAUAUCUAAUUUAUAAACCACUUACAUGUCCAAAUGGCUUUUAAUUGGAUUCCAAGAAUAAAAACAAUUAUAAAAUUUGUUAUGAAGUAAGUAUUAUUUGGGGAACAACCUUCACUCAGCUUCUUCUUUCCCCCACAAAAACAUACAGUCCCGAUAACUUACAAAUUCAGGGCUGCUUGAACAGCACCAUCCACCCAGUUCAUAUUACCUCAGUUUCAUUGCCGUUCGUGUCUUUGACCCCUGUGGAAACCCAACUCGCUUCAGGAAAGCGACGAGGAGGAACCUGAGGCCCUGGACGACGAGACGUGGAGUGAAGAGACCAGCCCAGAGCUACAAGAUGACCAGACAGACGUCUCCUCGGCCGAGCUGCCUGCAGCCAAGCCUGCGAGCACAAUGAGGCUGCGCAGCAGUGCUGACCUGAACCGAAUCUCUCGCAGCGGGAGGAGCAGGCGAGCCCGGAAAACCUUGGCUGUCUUGUGCGCCAAAGGGCAGAAAAGGGCUCGGUUCAGACAGGUGAGGUUUUGGACCCCUUUCUCGUGUCACCAAUGCUUCUGGUGUGCUCUGGUUGCUCCUGGAGCGGUUUAAUAACUGCAGCAAGACUCCCGCUUGGACUCCUGCAAUGUGCUCUACGUGGGGCUGCCUUUGAAGGUGACUUGGAAUUACUUUUGUAGACUAAUCCAGAAUGCGGCUGCCAGACUGGUGACCGGGAGCGGCCACCGGGACCACAUAGCAGCAGUCCUGAAAGACCUACAUUAGCUCCCAGUACGUUUCCAAGUACAAUUCUCUCUUUUUUUGUGAAUUCAUUUUUACAGUGGUACCUCAGGUUACAUUCGCUUCAGGUUACAUACGCUUCAGGUUACAGACUCUGCUAACCCAGAAAUAUUACUUCGUGUCAAGAACUUUGCUUCAGGAUGAGAACAGAAAUUGUGUAGCGGUGGCACGGCAGCAGCAGGAGGCCCCAUUAGCUAAAGUGGUACCUCAGGUUAAGAACAGUUUCAGGUUAAGAACAGACCUCCAGAACGAAUUAAGUUCUUAACCCGAGGUACCACUGUAUUUGAUUUUACAAAUGCAAACUUAUAAGAGCUGCAAUAUAUAAUCAUAUACAGAGAUUGCUCUGAAUCUUGCAACUUCCCCCCACCCCCUCCAUGGAGUCCAAUUUUAAGAGAAGAAAAAGAAGAAGAGUUUGGACUUGAUACUCCGCCUUUCACUCCACUUCUGGAGUCUCAAAGCGACUCACAAUCUCCUUUCCCUUCCUCCCCCACAACAAACACUCUGUGAGGUGAGUGGGAUUGAGAGACUUCAGAAAAGUGUGACUGGCCCAAGGUCACCCAGCGGCUGCAUGUGGAGGAGCGGAGACGCGAACCCAGUUCACCAGAUUACGAGUCCACCGCUCUUAACCACUACACCACGCAUAUUACAACUGCAAAUUCUUCCAUGCUCUUAACUUUUAUAUCAGUCCAUAUUGUCCCAUAAUAUUUGUUACGCUACAAGUGAAAUCAAAAUCCUGCCAAAGUUUCCAUCUGCUUACAGUGGUCUCCUAAAUAACUUACAGAUUUUCCUCAUUCUUUUAUAAAGUGGUUUUCCUCUUGGUUUCUGAGUUUUCCAGUCAGUUUUGCCAUUUCAGCUUGAUUUGCCAUUCCUCUUGUCUUCUUUUCAUUUCUAGGCUAGUAACCUCCAUGCGGCUGUUGUUCCAUACAUAAAAAGUCUUUUCUGCUGGUUUGGAAUGUCAGUACCUGUAAUUCCUAAUAAAAAGGCUUCUGGAUUUUUACAAAAGUUAUUUCAAACAUUUUUUUUCAUUCAUUUUAUAUCAUCUCCCAGAAAGCUUUUAUUACCUUACAAGUCCACCACAUAUGAUAAAAAGUACCUUCUUUUUCAUUUCCAAGCACAAUUAAAAGAGUUGGUGCUGACCUUUAAAGACCUAAACCAGGCAUCCCCAAACUCAGCCCUCCAGAUGUUUUGGGACUACAACUCCCAUCAUCCCUCGCUAACAGGACCAGUGGUCAGGGAUGAUGGGAGUUGUAGUCCCAAAACAUCUGGAAGGCUGAAUUUGGGGCUGACUGCCCUAAAUAGCCUAGGCCCUGAAUCCUUGAAGGAUCUGUAGCAGAAAGUGAAGGGCAGGUGGGACUCAUCCACCUGAGAAGGGAGCCCACUUAGUAGCAGGGAUGGGGAGCCUGUGGCACCUUCUGAUGUCUAUGGACUCCCAUUAGCCCCAGCCAGCCUGCCCAAUGGUCAGAGAAAAUGGGAAUUGCUGUCCAACCACAUACAGAAACCUCCUUGUUGAGGAGAGCUGGCAGUGGCUAUUAUGGGAUAUCCGAUCACCCCAGUGAAGGCGGUAAAGGUCCUGUGUGAGUGUCUGGGGGCGGUUGGAGGAUGGAUGGUGGCUAAUAGAUUGAGGUUGAAUCCUGACAAGACAGAAGUACUGUUUUGGGGGGACAGGAGGCAGGUGGGUGUGGAGGACUCCCUGGUCCUGAAUGGGGUAACUGUGCCCCUGAAGGACCAGGUGCGCAGCCUGGGAGUCAUCCUGGACUCACAGCUGUCCAUGGAGGCGCAGGUCAAUUCUGUAUCCAGGGCAGCUGUCUACCAACUCCACCUGGUACGCAGGCUGAGACCCUACCUGCCCACAGACUGUCUUGCCAGAGUGGUGCAUGCUGUAGUUAUCUCUCACUUGGACUACUGCAAUGCACUCUAUGUGGGGCUAUCAUUGAAGGUGACCCGGAAACUACAACUAAUCCAGAAUGCGGCAGCCAGACUGGUGACUGGGAGCGGCCGCCGAGACCAUAUAACACCGGUCUUGAAAGACCUACACUGGCUCCCAGUACGUUUCCGAGCACAAUUCAAAGUGUUGGUGCUGACCUUUAAAGCCCUAAACGGCCUCGGUCCAGUAUACCUGAAGGAGCGUCUCCAUCUCCAUCGUUCUGCCCGGACACUGAGGUCCAGCUCCGAGGGCCUUCUGGCGGUUCCCUCGCUGCAAAUAGCCAAGUUACAGGGAACCAGGCAGAGGGCCUUCUCGGUAGUGGCACCCACCCUGUGGAACCCCCUCCCACCAGAUGUCAAAGUGAAAAAUAACUACCAAACUUUUUGAAGACAUCUGUCAGGGGUUCAGGGACAGAGGCACAGGGUAGGCAGGAGAUGGAGAGCGAUGGGGAUGAAUCCCAGGACAGCGAGGAAGAGGAUGACAAUGACUCAAGAGAUUCCAUGAGUCUUCCCAGCGGAUCAGAGGAUUCCCAGAAGGGGGCGCCGGUGGUCAAGGCCAGGGGAGCCCCAGGGGGGGACGUGUCAGGAGCAGGGGGGCCAGCGGGGGAUCCCAAAGUGGCAGCUGGGCGUCAGGACCAGCCUCCCCGCCAGAGUGCAGCGAAGGGGGGUGGAGGUUCCAGUGUAUCAGGGGAGCAGCUCCGGCAGCAGAGAAGGGAGGGAGGUCGGAGCAAGCCACCCUCCCGGAAGGGGAGGAGUAGUGAAGGGAGUAGUGUAACUGUCAAAAGGAAGGUUAGAGGUUGGGCGCGCGCGCCAAGUUCAAAUGUGGAGGCGCGCGGAAGUACAGGGAGCCCGGAGGAGGAGCCAGGUCCCAAAGCCCGCAGGAGGGGGGGAAGAGCAAUCUGGGGAUUCCGCGUCAGGGGAAUCCAGGAGGGCGAAACCCCAGCGGGCAGGAAGACCCUGCGGAAAAGGAAAGAGAGGAAGAGGUGGAGCAGCGCAAGCCUCUUAAACUGGUGCAGGGGAGGGACUGACUGAGAGGGGACUUCAACGGUCUAAGCGUAACAGACGUGGGGCUGCGCGCCUCAGAUGUGAAGCAAACAAUGAACUCCAAUAAACACUUUUGUAUAUAAGAAGAACUUGGCGUUGGUCUUUUGUGAGCUGAGACCUGAGGCAGCCCUGACAACAUCUGAAGGCAGCCCUGUUUAGGGAAGCUUUUAAUGUUUAAUAGGUUAUUGUAUUUUAGUGUUUUGUUGGAAGCCGCCCAAAGUGGCUGGGGAAACCCAGCCAGAUGGGCGGGGUAUAAAUAAUAAAUUAUGAUGAUGAUGAUGAUGAUGAUGAUUAUGGCAGGAGACUGGGUUAGAAAAGCCACAGGAUCCUAUUCAUUUCUUCUAUUCUAUUUUUAUGUAUUUAUUUGCCCUCUUAGGUGAUGAAGCCAGAGCCGGAACAGAAGCUUGUGCUGGAGAGCAACCCGUUGGAAUGGACUGUCACAGACGUGGUGAAGUUCAUCAAGCUGACCGACUGUGCCCCUCUUGCCAAAAUAUUUCAGGAGCAGGUGGGCCCUUCUUCAUUCUACCGCUUCUUCUGUGUCAGGGCUGAGAGUCAAUUCCAGAUCAUCUAAGGUUGUAAUUUCCACUGGAUAUAAUUCCCACCCCCCAGGUUUGCCUUCAUGCGCUCAUUUUGCUUGUGAUGCCUCCUCCUGCUGCAACAAGCUCUCCUCCCUCCCCCUGGCAGCUCCCAGAACCAGAAGAGGUCUGAAAAGGGAGGAUGAGAGGUUGGCUAUACACAGGCAUAGUCUCCAAUCGCCUGGGGAAAGCCCGGGAGAGAGGAGGGGACUUUCAGUGUCGGCAACUCGAUUUUCACGGAAUAACACCGCUGGGAGUGAGCUGCUAUGCGUUUUUGCUAAUAAAUUUUGUUGUUUAGUCGUGUCCGACUCUUCGUGACCCCAUGGACCAGAGCACGCCAGGCACUCCUGUCUUCCACUGCCUCCUGCAGUUUGUUCAAACUCAUGCUGGUAGCUUGGAGAACACUGUCCAACCAUCUCGUCCUCUGUCGUCCCCUUCUCCUUAUGCCCUCCAUCUUUCCCAACAUCAGGGUCUUUUCCAGGGAGUCUUCUCUUCUCAUGAGGUGGCCAAAGUAUUGGAGCCUCAGCUUCACAAUCUGUCCUUCCAGUGAGCACUCAGGGCUGAUUUCCUUCAGAAUGGAUAGGUUUGAUCUUCCUGCAGUCCAUGGGACUCUCAAGAGUCUCCUCCAGCACCAUAAUUCAAAAGCAUCAAUUCUUCGGCGAUCAGCCUUCUUUAUGGUCCAGCUCUCACUUCCAUACAUCACUACUGGGAAAACCAUAGCUUUAACUAUACGGACCUUUGUCGGCAAGGAGAUGUUUCUGCUUUUUGAAAUGCUGUCUAGGUUUGUCAUUGCUUUUCUCCCAAGAAGCAGGCGUCUUUUAAUUUCGUGACUGCUGUCACCAUCUGCAGUGAUCAUGGAGCCCAAGAAAGUAAAAUCUCUCACUGCCUCCAUUUCUUCCCCUUCUAUUUGCCAGGAGUUGAUGGGACCAGUGGCCAUGAUCUUAGUUUUUUUGAUGUUGAGCUUCAGACCAUAUUUUUCACUCUCCUCUUUCACCCUCAUUAAAUGGUUCUUGAAUUCCUCCUCACUUUCUGCCAUCAUGGUUGUGUCAUCUGCAUAUCUGAGGUUGUUGAUAUUUCUUCCGGCCAUCUUAAUUCCGGCUUGGGAUUCAUCCAGCCCAGCCUUUAACUCCAACUUUGAAUGGUGUGAUUACUGACUGGAAUGCUCCUGUGCCACAUUUUUUUUUUUUUUUUUGAAAUUGCAGCAUACAUUAAAAAAAUUAAACAUCAUGAAUGUUUCUUCUCCUUUCUGCAGGACAUUGACGGCCAAGCUCUCCUCUUGCUGACCCUGCCGACCGUCCAGGAGUGCAUGGACCUCAAACUCGGUCCCGCCAUCAAGCUGUGCCACCAGAUCGAGCGGGUCAAACUGGCUUUCUAUGCCCAGUACGCCAACUGACCACGCCGAUUGCCACCUUCCCAUCUCCAUGAUUUUCGUUCCAAGGUUGCGCCUGGAUCUCCCGACCCUGAACCCCUUUGCAUUCGGAAGCACUGAUAAAAUAUAUAUUGUGGGGAAGAAGGUGGCAGCCCGGCUGCUUGCUCACGAGUAGGCUGGCCUGCAGCUGGGGCUUUGGGGUGGGGCUGAAUAAGGGCUGCAAGGCUCCAGGCUCCUGAGAGAUUAUGAGCCUCAAAGAGAGUCAGGUAAAGGGGUCAGAUACGGAGUGAUAGGCAGAGGAGCCCUCCAGAUGGAUGGUUUUUUUGUUUGUUCAUUUUGGGGGGUGUUUUUUUGCAGAUGCAUUCUGCAACUUGUCCCUGAUUCAUUAAGAUUACAUUAGUGAUGGAUUUAUACCAAACCAUACGCGUACCAUUCUGCUUCAUGAGUUGUUCUGCCAUGCUUUCCCCAGUGUUGGGCACCUUUGCACUAUAGCACAGCUAAAAGAAGAAAAAUACCCACCCAGAAUAUUUGCGGCAUAGAAAAGGAAUGUGCGUAAGCUUGCAAGGGCUGGACUUUGCAGUAGAGAACCUCUGGCAGAAAAGAAAUGAGAUGACGAGGAUGACUCUCGCUAUCUCAAAUCAAGCUUGCUUUUCCGUCGCUGUAAGCGCCGGGGUUAUUUUGUGUGUUGAUUUGCUGUUCUCGGCAACCAAUAUCCACUAUUCUAAAGCACACACGAGAGCACCAUUUUGAAUGACUUCGCUUGACAGGGGAAAGAGGGGUCUUGAAGGCAGGGCGGCUGUCAUUUGGGCCUGAUCCUUGCGGUGCAAUUUCCCUGGCCGAGUAAUUGUGUACAGAAAUGCAUGCGCUGAGUUGAAGUGUGCAUAAAUGAGAAGGAAAGCUCACAAAACUGGUUCACGGUGGGGGAAGCUGCGUUGCAAAAAAAUGUGUGCUAAACUGCAUAGGGAAGAAGUCGGCGGGACGGAUUUUUCAGGAGGACUCAAAUCACCAGCUGGUGUGUUAAAAGCGCGAGAGCCGAAUUUGAGAUUGGAAAAAAGAGAAAUUGAGAGAAGCUGAAAUGGCCGGGCCGGGCCAUUCCUAGUUUCCAACCACUGUGCAAGGUUAAAGGUCCAAAUCGUACAAACCGUUUUGCACUGCAGAGCACUGAGGGACACCCGCUUCCCCGACUCCUACAGCCAGCGGCUGAGGAAACUGCUUGGGCACGUGGGGCAAGCCGCCCAUAGGGGCAGGAUACACCCCGGUGCCUCCAGAGUCUGCCUGCCUCCUCCCACUUAACCACCCUACAGCUGGGGCGGGGCAGCAGACGAACCAUUUGGGCAACGCGGAGCUUUCAGGCGCCCAAGCCACUGCGUCACUCCCAGGGGAGAUGCGUGGCUCAGGCGCGCUGCAGGCCGCGCGAUGAGUGCCGCCCGCAUUUUGUCACCCCCCUCAGUGGUGACACCCGGGACGGACCGCGCCCCCCUUUCUCCAGCCCUGCCUUCAGCCCCAGGCAGCCUGCUUGCUCCACUCCAACAGAGCACAUGUGUAGCCGUGUGGGCUACAGGAGCAUCACUUUUUCUUAAAAGCCAACAUCCCAACAUGCAGCUCUCUUGGAAGGGAUGGGAGAGUUGGGCGCAUUGAAUCUAGUCCUUCCUCACUGUCAGGCAGCUCAUUAGAGGGAUCCCAGGCUUUUUAAAGGGCCGGUGUGCUUUUAGCCCUUGUUCCCGGCUCGGACUGUAGACUCUCCUUCAUCAGAGGAGAUUUUAAAGCAGAGGUUGGAUGGCCAUCAGUCAGGGAUUCUUUAGCUGUGAUUCUUUCAUUACAGGGGGUUGGUUUAGAUCAGCAUUUCCCAACCUUGGGCCUCCAGCUGUUUUUGGACUACAACUCCCAUAAUCCUCAGCUAGCAAGACCAGUGGUCAGGGAUGAUGGGAAUUGUAGUUCGAAAACAGCUGGAGGCCCAAGGUUGGGAAACACUGGUUUAGAUGACCCCGUAGGGUCCCUCCCAGCGCUCUAUGAAAACACAAGAAUUGGAUUUGUUUGCAUUAUUAAACUUUUCUGUCCGUGCCCUGUUAUUUUUCUUGUUACUAGCAGGAGGAUGGAAGCCUCCCAUCAUCAGAUGCGAAUGUUCGACACCAGCAUCGAAGUUUCAAGGCUGCAUUACGCACCAUGCAUUUAUAAAGCACACAACUUUCCCCAAAGCAGCCUUGGAACUGUGGUUAAGGGUGCUGGGAGUUGUAGCUCUGUGGAGGACUACAGUUCCCAGCAUUUUUUUCCGAUGGGUGGGGGGGAUGUGCUUUAAAUGUAUGGCGUGCGUAACAGCCCAGGUUGAGAGUGUUUUGGAAGGCGAAAAUCUCAAGAGACAGAGCGAGAUGGGAAGAAUCCUGCCUCCUUAUGCUUCCUGUCCACAAAAGAACGAGGCACGUUGUUAAUUCUGCUGUACAAGAUUGUAUUCUGUAUAUAAAUAAAUAUAUAUAUAAAUAUAUAGAUAUGAUUUCAUGUAAAUAAUGGGGGAAAUCUAUAUUCAGAGUUCUAUUUUAAUUUUUAUUCAAAAACGGAGCAAAAGAAAACUUUUUACUCGAAGCGUUGUAAACCAGAU
Messenger RNA from Podarcis lilfordi (Lilford's wall lizard), 67112 nucleotides. The record is from the annotation of a GenBank genome assembly. Lineage: Eukaryota; Metazoa; Chordata; Lepidosauria; Squamata; Lacertidae.